UUGAAUAAAAAUUUUGUGGCAUUCUUCGCUCGCACCUCAAAAACGAUCGACGUCUUGGUUUCAGUCUCGGGGAUUAUGACUUGAACCAAUUCUUAUAGAAAUUAAAGAAAAAUAUAUAAUACAUAUAGAAAAAUAUUAUAUAUAUAAAGAAAUAAAGAAUUAUAUUGAAAAAAAAGAAGAAAUUUAAACCAUUUUAACGAAGUUUUAUAGCUUUAAAUCAUAAAGCAAGAAUUAUACAAGAAAUUAAUAAAAAAAAGCUUAAUUUUUAUAUAUAAAAAAAAACAAAAGUCCAAAAUAAUAAGUGCAGCUUUAAAAGUGCAAUAAUAAAAAAACACACGCCUUUUAGCGUGUUUGUUUUGAAUUUUGUUUUGUUAAUGUGUUAUAUAACGAAUUGAAAAGAACAAAAAAAAAAAACAAAAAUGCAACGACAAAAUCCGAAUCAACAACAUCAUCAACAACAACAACAACAGCAAAUGUACCAGCAGCAACAACAGCUGCAACAACAUCAUGAACAACAAUUUAUGCAUCAACAACAGCAAACCAUAAGCCGCAGCGAACAUCAUGUUCAAAGGAGUCAAGUAACCACUCAACAAAGAGUGGAACAACAUGGCGGCGGUUAUGUACAACCAGCUUUGACACACAUCUAUGCACAGGGCGACAUCUCACCACCCGUAUUCGAACAAAUUUUCAAGAAUGCCCGUUUCGCUCAAGGCGGCAAUGCCUUGUUCGAAGGUAAACUACGUGGCAAUCCUAAGCCAUUCGUAACAUGGACCCGAAAAGGCGCACCACUUCUCGAGUCGCAAAAGUUCCGUAUGAGCUAUAAUGAAGCCACCGGUGAGGUAUCGCUGCUCAUCAAUCAAAUUGGACCUGGCGAUGAGGGUGAAUACACUUGUACGGCUCGCAAUCAAUAUGGUGAAGCCAUUUGCAGUGUUUAUAUUCAACCAGAAGGCGCACCCAUGCCUACCAUCCAACCCAUUCAGAAACAAAUGGACAAGUCCAUUUUCGCCAACGGUUACUCGUUCUCCUCCACUAAGGAAGAGUUCCGUGUGGAUACCUUUGAGUAUAGACUUUUGCGUGAAGUAUCCUAUAGAGAGGCCAUUACACGUCGUUCGACUUACGAACAGGACUAUUAUUUAUGCCAAGAAUUGGAUCGCUCUAUGGGACCAGCUCAUGCACCACAAAUUGCCCAGAAACCUCGCAACUCUAAACUGAUUGAGGGUUCUGAUGCUGUGUUCGCCGCAAAGGUUGGCUCCAAUCCCAAGCCACGUUUAACUUGGUUCCACAAUGGACAACGUUUGGUACAGUCCAACAAGUAUGACAUCUCAUACUCGAGCGGUACAGCCACUUUGCGUGUUAAGAAAGCCAACUACAACGAUGCUGGUCAUUAUACUUUGCUGGCAGAGAACACCCAAGGUUGUGUUGUGUCUUCUGCUGUGUUGGCCGUUGAGCCUGCUGCUGAGUCGGCCCAUGAACCAAAGCCUGUUGAUGCUACGGCAGAACAGCUGGAAGCGGGCAAGGCUUUGCCACCCACUUUCGUUAAGUCCUACGGUGAUCGCGAAAUCACUGAAGGUCGUAUGACUCGUUUCGAUUGCCGUGUUACUGGCAAUCCUUAUCCUGAGGUAUACUGGUUCAUCAACGGUCGCCAGGUCAACGAUGAUGCCGCUCAUAAGAUUCUCGUCAACGAAUCCGGUAGCCACUCGCUCAUGAUUACCAAUGUCACACGCAUGGAUGCCGGCGCUGUCCAAUGUUUGGCUCGCAACAAAGCCGGCGAGGUUGCCAUCGAGGCCCAGUUAAAUGUGCUCGAGAAAGAACAAGUUGUCGCACCACAAUUUGUUCAACGCUUCAGCACUAUGACUGUGCGCGAGGGUGAACCUAUUACCAUGAGCGCCAAUGCUAUUGGCACUCCUAUGCCUCGUAUUACCUGGCAAAAGGAUGGUCAGCAAAUUUCAUCAACCGCUGAACGUUUUAUUGGCAUUGAUGGUGGAGCUACUUGUUUGGAGAUUCCACGUGUCAAAGCUUCUGAUGCUGGCUGGUACCAAUGUACUGCACAAAAUAUUGCCGGUUCUACAGCCAACCGUGCUAGACUCUAUGUAGAAGUUCCCAGAGAACAACCACCCGUCGAACAGAGACGUCUUAAUUUACCAAGACCCACGAAGAUUAUCGAACCAGAGCCCCAACCUGGUCCAGAAAUUAUUUAUUUGCGUCAUGUUGAACGCGCUAAGCCUCAUUUACGUCCUGGUGAGGAAGACCGUGUCUACCCACCGCCACAGUUCAUUAUACCACUACAAAAUGUGCAACAAGUUGAAGGUGGCAAAGUUCAUAUGGAGGCCCGUAUUGAACCUGUUGGCGACCCCACCAUGGUCGUAGAAUGGUUCCUUAAUGGUCAUCCUUUGGCAGCUAGCUCUCGUGCUACCUCCGUAUUCAAGUUCGGUUUCAUUGCUCUCGAUUUGUUGAGCAUUAUGACCCACGAUUCUGGUGAAUACAUGUGCCGCGUUACUAACGCCGCCGGUAUGGCAGAAUCUCGUGCCAUACUCUCCGUUACCCAACGCCCUUCAAUUGAGCAAACUUCUCAACAUCCCAGCAGCUUGCAAUACAUCAAUCAAUUGGAGGAUUAUUCACGUUAUCAACGUCAAGAAAGUUCCGAGGAACUUAUGAAUCAACCCCCUGUCUUCAUUCGCCCUCUUAAGGAUUUGGGUGAAUUCGAAGAAGGUAAAAAUGUUCACUUUGAGGCUCAAGUUACUCCAGUCAACGACCCCACUAUGCGUGUAGAGUGGUACAAGGAUGGUCGUCCUAUUACUGCCAGUUCACGUAUUACAGCUAUUUUCAACUUUGGAUAUGUCUCUUUGAAUAUUUUGCAUUUGCGUGCUGAAGAUGCAGGCACCUACACUGUACGCGCUGUCAAUCGCAUGGGAGAAGCCAUUAGCUCAUCUACCAUUCGCGUACAUACCAGAUCUCAAGUUACCGCUGAUUUGGGUAUUCCUGAGCAACAGCGUUACAUCGAAAAGGUUGAAGAAUUGGAAGGUUAUAGACAGUCUCAACAACGUCGCCAUGCUCAGGAGGCACCCGAACCAAUUGCUCCACCUCAAUUCAAAACUCAAAUUCAAAAUCAAUUGGAUAUGCGUGAAGGUGGACACGCCCACUUCGAGGCUCGUUUGGAACCUACCGGUGAUUAUACUAUGCGCGUUGAAUGGUUCAAGGAUGGCCAACCUUUGGAAGCCAGUUCUCGCAGCACCACCUUCUUUAACUUUGGUUAUGUUGCUCUUACCAUUAAGCAACUUACCAUUUACGAUGCCGGCACCUACACCUGCCGUGCCUACAAUGCCAUGGGCCAAGAUACUACUACAGCUCAAUUGACCGUCAUCUCUAAGAAGGAAAUUGUUUCCGAAUCUCAACAUCCCGGUGGUUUGGAGAAGAUCCAACAUUUGGAAGACUCUUCUCGCUAUGGCCGCACUGAGGAAGAAGAGACUAAGAUCACUCAAAUUCCUCGUUUCUUGGGACCCAUGAAGGGUACCAAUAAGAUUAUCGAGGGACAAAAGGCCCAUUUCGAAGCUCGUGUUGAGCCUCAAAGUGACUUGAGCAUGAAAAUUGAAUGGUAUCAUAAUGGUCGCGCCAUUACUGCUGCCAAUCGUAUUCAAAUGUACUAUGACUUCGGUUAUGUUGCCUUGGACAUUUCUCAAGUACGUGCUGAGGAUGCUGGUGUUUAUACCGUUGUCGCCAGGAACAAGUUAGGUGAAGCUCAAUUGCAAGGAACGAUGAUAGUUGAAACUCGUUCCAGUAUUGACACAUCUAGCAUGCACCGUGGUUUGUAUGAAAAAACUCAACACUUGGAAAAUAAACAAUUUGUUGAGCCUCACUAUGAUAUCGAAGAAAUUUCGAAAUCCAAACCCAUCUUUGUUCAACCAUUGUCAGACCCUAAACCCAUCCAUGAGGGUAAGAACAUCCAUUUGGAAUGCCGUUUGGAACCUAUGGGUGAUCCCACUAUGCGUGUUGAGUGGUUCCAUAAUGGUCGUCCCAUUACUGUAGGAUCUCGCUUCCGCACUUACUAUGAUUUCGGCUUUGUAGCCUUGGACAUUAUUCAAGCUACAUCUGCUGAUUCUGGUGAAUAUACUUGCCGUGCCACCAACCACUUGGGUUCAGCUCACACUUCGUCUUGUGUUCGUGUUAUUGAUCGUUCUGAUAUUGUUACCGAAACUCAGAAUGAAAUGUCUUUGGAACAAAUCCAAAUGUUGGAAGAUGCCUCUCGCCGCCGUCAUCACAUGGAGGAGGAAAUCACCGUUAUGCAAGCUCCUCAAUUCACCAGAGCUUUGCACAACAUUGAAACCAUGGAAGGUACCAAUGUUCAUUUGGAAUGCCGCUUGCAACCUGUUGGUGAUCCUAGCAUGCGUGUUGAGUGGUUCGUAAAUGGCAAGCCAGUCAAGACUGGUCACCGUUUCCGUCCAGCUUAUGAAUUCGACUAUGUAGCCCUUGAUCUUUUGGGUUGUUAUGCUGCUGAUUCUGGCGUUUACACCUGUCAAGCCAGAAAUCAAUUGGGUGAAGCUGUUACCUCUUGCUCCGUCCGCAUCAUUGCCAAGAAUGAUUUGAUUUUGGAAACCCAAAAUGAGUCUGGUUUGCAAAAGAUUGCUUACUUGGAAGACUCUUCCCGCUAUCGCCGUAGCGAAUUUGUCGACGAAGAAGUAGUUAACAUUCGUCCUCGCUUCCUUACUCAACCCAAGAGCCUUAAUAACAUGCGUGAAGGUGGUCACGCUCACUUCGAGUGCAAGAUUGAACCUGUUACCGAUCCCAAUCUUAAGGUUGAAUGGUACAAGAAUGGCCGUCCCAUUACAGUGGGUCACCGUUUCCGUCCCAUUCAUGACUUUGGCUAUGUAGCCUUAGAUAUUGUUGAUCUUAUUGCUGAGGAUUCCGGUGUUUACACUUGUCGCGCCGUCAACUUGAUCGGUUCUGAUGAAACUCAAGUGCAAUUACAAUGCCGCAGCUCGGAACAAAUUGUGACUGUUACACAAAAUGAAGCCGGCUUGGAACAAAUUCACUACUUGGAAGAUCGUUCCCGUUACACUCGCCGCGAAGAAGUCGAUGAGUCUACUAAACAAACUCCUGUUUUCACUACUUCCUUGAAGAAUGUUGAAAUCAAGGAAAAUCAACGUGCCCACUUUGAGUGUCGUUUGAUUCCUGUUUCGGAUCCUACUAUGCGUGUUGAAUGGUAUCACAAUAACAUGCCCUUGAAGUCCGGUUCUCGUUUCACCGAAACAAACAACUUUGGCUUUGUAGCUUUGGAUAUUAUGUCCUGCUUGCCUGAAGAUGCCGGUACUUACACUUGCCGUGCCUAUAAUGCUGUAGGUGAAGCGAUCACCUCUGCUGUGGCUGUUGUUCACACCAAGAAGUCCAUCUACUUGGAAUCUCAACACGAAAGUGCUUUGCCUCGCUUGCAACAUUUGGAAGAAAGCAACAAACGUCAACGCAUGAGUGCUCAAGAGGAAAUUAUUUCUCAAGCUCCAGUUUUCACUCUUCCUGUACGUGAUUCUCGUGUUGCUGAGGGUCAAGCUGUACACUUUGAAGCCCGCUUGAUUCCUGUUGGUGAUCCUCACUUGAAGGUUGAGUGGUUACGCAAUGGUCAACCCAUUGAAGCCUCCAAUCGUAUUACCACCAUGCACGAUUUCGGCUACGUUGCCCUCAACAUGAAGUAUGUUAACCCAGAAGAUUCUGGUACUUAUACAUGCCGUGCUACCAAUGAACUUGGACAAGCUGUCACUUCUGCUUCUUUGAUUGUUCAAUCUAAGACUUCCAUCCAAAUGGAAACUCAACAUGAAGCUGCCAUGCACAAGAUUCAUCAACUUGAAGAUCACACUCGUUACCAACGCCGCGAAGAAGAGGAAUAUGUUGUAACCCAAGCUCCUCGCUUUGUUACCAAACUCAUCGGUCCCAGCAAUUUGGUUGAGGGACAAAGCGCUCAUUACGAAUGCCGUAUUGAACCUUAUCCUGAUCCCAAUCUUAAAGUUGAAUGGUUGCACAAUGGUAAGCCAUUGAAUACCGGUCACCGUUUCCGUACCACCUACGAUUUCGGUUUCUCCGCUUUGGAUAUUUUAACCGUUUAUGCUGAAGAUAGCGGUGAAUACACCUGCCGCGUUACAAAUAACUUGGGUGAAGCUGUUAACUCCAUUCGCUUGAAUGUACAAUCUAGAUCAUCCAUCAUUCAGGAGACUCAACAUGAAGAAGCCUUGCAAAAGAUUCAGUAUUUGGAAGAUGAGUCUCGCUUCCAACGCAAGGUUGAAGAAGAUCAAUAUAUGACUGAACGUCCACAAUUUGGACGUCCUUUGCGUAAUGCUAAUACCAACGAAGGCAAACCCGUACAUUUGGAAGCCACUCUUACACCUGUAAACGAUCCUACCAUGAAGGUUGAGUGGUACUGCAAUGGCAUCCCAAUCCAAACUGGCCAUCGUUUCAAGACCACCUAUGACUUUGGCUUUGUUGCCUUAGACAUCUUGUAUGCCCAUGCUGAAGAUACAGGAACUUACAUGUGCAAGGCCAAGAAUGCCGUAGGGGAAGCUGUCACGACUUGUGCUGUAAACGUAACAGCAAAUAAGACAUUGGAUCUCGACACUCUUGAUGCCGAGCGUUUGGAAAAGAUUCGUCAAUUGGAAAGCUAUGCUGCUCCCAAGAAGGUCGAAGUUGAAGAGAAGGGUCAAAAACCCAUCUUCUUAACUCCUCUCAGCAAUUUGGAACAUCUUAAGGAAGGCGAACACGCUCAUUUGGAGUGCCGUGUCGAACCAAUUAAUGACCCUAAUUUGAAGAUUGAAUGGUUCUGCAAUGGUAAACAAUUGCCCUUAGGCCAUCGUUACAGAACAACACAUGAUUUCGGUUAUGUUGCCUUGGACAUUCUCUAUGUCUAUGGCGAGGAUACUGGUACUUACAUGUGCAAGGCUACCAAUUUGCUUGGCGAAGCUGUCAACACCUGUAAUGUUCGUGUUUUGAACCGCCGCAGCAUGAUUUUGGAUACUCAACAUCCUGAUGCUUUGGAAAAGAUUCAAAAACUAGAAUCUAAGGUAGUUACAACACGUACUGAGGUUAGCGAUCAACCCAUUAGCCCACCACAUUUCACCGCUGAAUUGCGUGGUACCACCGAAAUCUACGAAGGACAAACCGCUCACUUUGAAGCUCAAGUACAACCUGUACAUGAUCCUAACUUGCGCAUUGAAUUCUAUCACAACGGAAAACCUUUGCCAUCAGCUUCUCGUUUUCAUAUCACUUUCGACUUCGGCUAUGUAGCUUUGGAUAUUACCCAUGCCGUAGCUGAAGAUGCUGGUGAAUAUUCCGUUCGUGCCGUUAACGCUUUAGGUCAAUGCGUAUCAUCGACCAAUUUACGUGUUAUUGCGCGUGGUACCAUCAUCUCGGAAACCCAACAUCCUGAAGGUUUGGAAAAGAUUCGUAAGUUAGAAUCUACAGCUCCAUUCCAACGUCCUGAGUUGGAAUCUCCCGGAACUAGACAACGUCCCGUAUUUACUCAACCCUUGCAAAACAUUGACCGCAUUAAUGAACAUCAAACUGCUCACUUCGAGUGCCGUUUGAUUCCAGUUGGUGAUCCCAACCUUAAGGUCGAAUGGUACCGUAACGAAAAGAUCAUCGAGGAUAGUUCUCGUAUUACUAAACAACACGAUUUCGGCUUUGUUUCUUUGGACAUUUCUCAUAUCCGCAAGGAAGACGAAGGUGUUUACAUGUGCCGUGCCGUCAAUCCUCUUGGUGAGGCUGUCACCACUGCCUCUAUGCGCGUUGUUUCUGAGGCUAGUAUCCAAAUGGAUACUCAACAUCCUGAUAGUAUCAGCCGUAUUCAUCAAUUGGAACGUCCAGCUGCACCUCGCCCCGUCGAACCAGAACGUGCAUUUGAGAAGCCUAUUUUCACUCAACUUCUUACUGGUCCUUCUGAAUUGUGGGAAGGACAACAUGCUCACUUUGAAGCUCGCGUUGUACCAGUUGGUGAUCCAUCUUUGAAAUUCGAAUGGUACAUUAAUGGCGUUGAGUUGCAGAUGGGUUCUCGUUUGAGAACUACUAACGAUUUUGGUUUCGUAACACUCGAUAUUAACUCUGUAGUACCCGAAGAUGCUGGUGUCUACAUGUGCCGUGCUUACAACGCUGCCGGUGAAGCUGUCUCAUCCACUGCCAUGAAGGUUAAGACCAAAUCCAACAUUAUUGGUGAGCCAAUGAUUCCUGAAUCUUGGGAAGCUGUCCGUCUAAAGGAAGCUUCUAUGAACCGUGUUCCAGAAAUGUUUGUCGAUACAACACCUCAACAAGCUCCUGUCUUUACCACUCAUUUGCAGAGCUUCGAGAAGCUCGGUGAAGGUCAACACGUACUUUUGGAAGCUCAAGUAGAACCUCGUGCCGAUCCCAACUUGCGCAUUGAAUGGUUCAAGAAUGGUAUUUCACUUACCACUGGCUCUCGUAUUCGCAGCACCUUUGACUUUGGUUUGGUCACUUUGUCCAUCAAUGGCUUGCGUGCUGACGACUCUGCCAUUUACACUUGCAAGGCCACCAAUCAAAUGGGUGAAGCCGUUUCCACCUGCUCACUUAAGAUUGAAGAUCGUCAUUGGUUGCAAGCCGAAUCUUUGCAUCCUGAUUCUUUGCCUCGUAUUGGUGAACUUGAAGCCCCCAAACCUGGACGCCCAGAAGCUCCAGAACCAGUAUACGAAACUCCAGUCUUCAUUACUCACUUGAACAAUAUCGAUUGUAAGGAAAGCGAUAACGCCCGCUUCGAAUGUAAUGUUGAACCAUCUCGUGAUCCUACCAUGAAAAUAGAAUGGUUCUAUAAUGGUCAACCAUUGCAAGCCGCUGCCAAAUUCAAGUCCAUCUAUGACUUUGGCUACUGUGCCUUGGAUAUGUCCAACCUUUAUGCUGAAAACAGUGGCGUUUACACUUGCAAGGCUACCAAUAGCAAGGGCUCAGCCACUACCUCCGGCACACUCAAGUGCACAAGUGGUAAGAUCAUGUUCUUGGACACUCAACAUCCUCAAGGUGAAGCUGGUUUGGAAGCUGUUAAGGAAACCGAAGAAGAAUUGGCUAACCGUUACAACCGCGAAGUUGUCAAACCUGAAACCCACUAUCCUCCACCAGUCUGGACUAGACCUUUGCCAGCUGAGUUCCACUUGUCCGAAGCUCAACCUCUACAUUUGGAAGCAAAUGUUGAACCUAAAGAAGAUCCUAAUCUAUUCAUUGAAUGGUACUUCAAUGGCAAAUUGUUACAACACGGUUCUCGUUUCAAGAUGACAAGUGAAUUUGGUUUUGUUACCAUGGAUCUCAUCGAGGUCUAUGAACGCGAUCAAGGUAUUUACACCUGCAAGGCCUACAACAAAUCGGGUGAAGCUUUUACCACCACUACCAUUUACUGCUCCAGCAAGGAUAGUAUCAUUGAACAAACUCAACAUCCUAAGGGUGCUGAAGGUCUCGAACAAAUUCAAGAUUUGGAAGAAUCUUUGCGCAAGGAUGGCAGCAAACCUGAAAAACCAGAAGAAGGUAUGGCUCCACGUUUCACCACUGAAUUCGUUAACAUCUCGGAUGUUGGUGAGGGCGAGAUUGCUCAUUAUGAAGCCAACCUCGUACCCACCGGUGACCAGAGCAUGGUUAUUGAAUGGUUCUUCAAUGGCAAAGUACUUGAAGCUAGUCACCGUGUCCGCACCAUCUAUGCUUUCGGUAUGGUUGCUUUGGAAAUUUUGGGAACCAAGAUCGAAGAUACUGGUACCUACACAUGCCGUGCUACCAACAAAUAUGGCUCUGCUGAAAUCAGCUGCACUCUUGAGUGUGUUGAUAAGCCACGUGGCCAGAAACCUCGUUUCACUUCCCAAAUUCAAUCAUUGGAAGGUCUUAAGGAUGGUCAAUCUGCUCACUUUGAGUGCACUCUUAUUCCUGUCAAUGAUCCUGAACUUAAGGUUGAAUGGUAUCACAACGGCAAGCUUAUGCGUCACUCCAACCGUAUUAAGACCGUUUCCGAUUUCGGUUAUGUUGUCUUGGAUAUUUCCUAUUUGCAAGAUCAUGACAGCGGUGAAUAUGUUUGCCGUGCUUACAACAAAUAUGGCGAAGACUUUACCAGAGCUACUCUUAACUGCCGUGGUCGUGGAGGUGUAUUCUACGACAGCUUGCAACCCGACUCGUUGCAAAGAAUUAGAGAGUUGGAGUGCCCACAAUUGCCAGGAGAGGCUGUUGCCCCAGUUGUCGCUGAACCACCCAAGUUUAUUACUCACAUCAAGGAUGUUACCAAAUUGGUUGAAGGCCAAAGUGUUCACUUUGAAGCUCGUCUUACUCCUAUUACCGAUCCUGAUCUUAAGGUUGAAUGGUACUUUAAUGGCAAGAAAUUGCCACAUGGUCAUCGUUUCCGUACUUUCCACGAUUUCGGUAUUGUUAUUUUGGAUAUUUUGUACUGCUACGAAGAAAACUCCGGUGUUUAUGAAUGCCGUGCUGUCAACAAAUAUGGUGAAGAUGUAACUCGUGCAACACUCACCUGUUCUUCCAAGGCCAAUUUGAUUUUGGAUUCCCAAUUGCCACGCGGCAUGGAAGGUGGUUUGGAAAAGAUUGCAAACUUGGAAUACAGCAUGGUACGUACACGCGACGAAACUGUAGAGGAAACUAAGGGUAAGGCACCAGUGUUCACUGUACCUUUGGAGAACAUUGACAACUUGCGCGAAGGUGAAAAUUGCCACUUUGAAGCUCGUGUAACACCCACCGAUGAUCCUAGACUUAGAGUUGAAUGGUACUGGAAUGGUCGUCCUUUGAAGGCCGGUUCUCGUUUCCGCACGUUCUGCGACUUUGGUUUCGUCAUUUUGGAAAUCUCUCCCGUAUAUCCCGAAGACUCUGGUGAAUACUCUUGCCGUGCUAUUAACGAGUACGGUGAAGCUGUAACCACUGCCACCAUGAAGAUUGCCGGUAAACGCAGCAUCAUCAUGGAAUCCCAAUUGCCCAAGGGCAUGGAAGGUACCAUUGAUCGUAUUGCUGAAUUGGAAGGUUUGGGUGUACGCAACACUGAAUUCGCUCCCGAAGAUGAUACUGGCAAACCACCAGAAUUCAUUACCACUCCCUUCGAUAUGGUCAUCAAUGAAAAUCAAUUGGCUCACUUUGAAUGUCGCUUGCAACCCAUCAAUGAUCCCAGCAUGCGUGUCGAUUGGUUCCAUAACGGCAAAGCCUUGUGGGCCGGUUCCCGCAUCAAGACUAUCAAUGACUUUGGUUUCGUAAUUUUGGAAAUUGCCGGCUGUUAUCAACGCGACUCUGGUUUGUACACUUGCAAGGCCACCAAUAAACAUGGUGAAGCUACUGUCUCGUGCAAACUUCAGGUUAAGGGUCGCCAAGGCAUUGUCAUGGAACCACAAUUGCCUUCCAACUUCCGCACCGGUACCGAAAGCUUGCAAAAACUCGAAGAAAACAUGCACAGGAGAGAGGAAAUCGUGGUCGAUGAAGAACAACCCAAUCCACCCAAGUUCAUUGAAGAAAUCAAGGAUAAUUUGGAUGUUCAAGAAGGUGGUCCCAUUCACUUUGACUGUCGCGUUGAACCGGUGGGUGAUCCCACUAUGCGCAUUGAAUGGUUCUAUAAUGGCCGUCCUUUGCCUACAGGUUCUCGUGUACAUCAAUUGAAUGACUUUGGUUUUAUUGCUUUGGAUAUUGAUUAUAUAUACGCUCGCGACUCUGGUGAAUACACCUGCCGUGCCGUUAACAAAUGGGGUGUUGCUACCACCACUGCCAAGGUCACCUGCAAGGGUAAGGGCAACAUUGUCUAUGAUACUCAAUUGCCUGAUGGCAUGACUGCCGAAAAAUUGAGAGAAUUGGAUCGUGGUCGCAUACCUGAAGUUGUACAACAGGAGGAGGUCGAAUAUGGACCACCCAAGUUCGUUACAGAAAUCGCCUCGGUGACUGUUGAAGAAGCUGAAGCUGUACGUUUUGAGUGCCAAGUAGAACCCAAGAAUGAUCCUAAUUUGCGCAUUGAAUGGUACCGUAAUGGCAAGCUUUUGCCUUCCGGCCAUAGAUAUAGAAAUAUUUUCGAUAUGGGUUUCGUAUCAUUGGAUAUUCUGUAUGUUUAUGCUGAAGAUUCUGGUGAAUAUGUAUGUCGGGCUUAUAACAAAUAUGGUGAAGAUCGCACUAAGGCUACUAUUUCCUGCAAACAAUUGCCUUCGAUUAUGCUACAAAAUCAAGUACCACGUGGCAUGAAACGUUCCGAAACUCUGACCCAAAUGGAAGCCACCAUUAAGAAGUACACAUCAGAAGUGCACUUAACCGAGGAUGAUCUUUUCGAUCCUGAUCGCAAGCAACCACCUCGUUUUGUUACUCAAAUCAAGGAUCAAACCAAUCUCACCGAAAUGGCUGUUACCAAGUUUGAGUGUCAAUUGGCUCCAGUGGGUGAUCCCAAUAUGAAGGUGGAAUGGUUCUUCAAUGGCAAACCACUGUUGUACAAGAACCGCUUCCAACCUAUUUAUGAUUUCGGUUAUGUAGCCAUGAACUUUGGCUGGGUUUAUCCCGAAGAUAGCGGUGAAUAUGUCUGCCGUGCUACCAACUUGUAUGGCAAGGAUGAGACCAGAGCUUUUAUUAAGGUUGCUGGUAAACCAGGCAUUGUCUACGACUCACAAUUGCCCAAACAUAUGCAUAGUAUUGAUCGUAUUCGUGAAAUGGAAGCCUCUUGGCAAGUUGUUCCCGAGGAAGUUGAUCCCGAUGCAAGACCUAGAUCGAAACCUGUGUUUGUUAGCAAAUUGGAACCACAAACCGUUGAAGAGGGCGAACCUGCACGAUUCUGUGUUCGCGUUACUGGUUAUCCACGUCCAAGAGUUAUGUGGCUCAUCAAUGGUCACACUGUGGUUCAUGGUUCUCGUUACAAGCUUACUAACGAUGGUAUGUUCCACAUGGAUAUACCCAAGACCAGACAAUACGAUACCGGCAAAGUUGAAGUUAUUGCCCGUAACUCUGUGGGUGAGGCUAUUGCUACCACUGAACUUAAUGUAGUAGCCCGUUCCGAUGAUUAUCGCGGUGUCCUUAAGAAUUCACCACGUCCUUGGUAUGACUACGAACUAGCUUCCUAUCAAAAGGAGCGUCAAGAAAACGAACUUGAAAAGGUGUUCGAUGAACGUAAACAAUACUUGGCCGAACAAAGUGGCACCCUUAAGGGUGUGGAACACUUGAAACCUAAACAAAUCAAAUCGGAAGCUCCUGAAUGGCAACAGUCCGUGUUGAAGAAGAAGAAUGAAGAUUACUACAGCAAGAUUCAUGAAUUGGAAACUGAGCAACUGUUGAAGGAAACCAACUUGCGUGCUGAGACUCAUCAAUAUGCCAUACCUGGAGAAAAGAUUGUCAGCAGUUCGGCUGCCAAGGGCAUGGCCAAAUCCUAUGAAGAGAAUUUGGAAGAAACCUCUACUACCACCAGCUCUACCAAGAAGGUUAUGCAAAAGCCUCCAAUUGAACCCUCGGAAUCUUCAGUCCAUGGUCGUGAAGUUCAUAUGAACAAGCAACAACAGACCCAAAAGGAAGUUGUGGGAGAUUUGGAAAUUACCCGCAAGAUUACCGCCACCGAAACCACUGAAAUGGAACACAAGGGCACCAUUCAAGAACGUGUUGUUAAGGGACCCGUUCAACCCGCCAAACCACCAGUCUUUACUAAAAAGAUUCAACCUUGCCGUGUCUUUGAAAAUGAACAAGCCAAAUUUGAGGUAGAAUUCGAUGGUGAACCUAUGCCCACUGUCAAAUGGUUCCGUGAGAAUUUCCCCAUUCAAAGCUCGCCGGAUUUGCAAAUCCACACCUUUAGUGGCAAAUCUAUCUUGAUUAUCCGUCAAGUAUUCGUAGAAGAUUCUGCUGUAUUCUCUUGCAUUGCUGAGAAUCGUGGAGGUACUGCCAAGUGCAGCGCCAAUUUGGUGGUGGAAGAACGUCGUCGUGGUAAAGGAGGCAUGACUCCUCCCAGCUUUGUUACCACCAUUCAAAGCACCACUGUCACCACCGGUCAAUUGGCUCGUUUCGAUGCCAAGGUUACCGGUUCCCGUCCCAUGGAUGUUUACUGGCUCAAGAAUGGCAUGAAGAUUCAACCCAGCAUUAAGUUCAAACUUCUCGAAGAGGACAAUGUUCACACUCUCUUGAUUAUCGAACCCACCGUCGAAGAUAGUGGUCGUUAUGAGUGUGUUGCUGUUAAUGCUGCUGGUGAGGCUCGUUGUGACGGUGACUGUACCGUUCAAUCAACCGCCAAGCCUGACAAACCCACCACUCCCGGUUCGGAGAAGGCUCCCCAUAUUUUGGAACAACUCAAGAGUCAAUCCGUUGAAGAAGGCAGCAAAGUCAUUUUCCGCUGCAAGGUCGAGGGUAAACCUACACCAACAGCACGCUGGAUGCGUGGCGAUAAUAUUGUGAAACCUUCACGUUACUUCCAAAUGACUCGUCAAGGUGAAUACUAUCAGCUUGUCAUAUCCGAGGCUUUCCCCGAAGAUGAGGGCACCUAUAAGUGUAUUGCUGAAAAUAAAUUGGGUAGCAUACAGACUAGUGCCCAGCUGAAGGUGCGUCCCAUUGAGAAUUUGGAUGCUCCACCAACCAUUACCGCCUUGAAGGAUGUCUCCGUGAGCGAGGGUAUGCCAGCUCAGUUUAAGACAACCGUUACCGGCAAAGUGAAACCAACUAGUGUUCAGUGGUUCCGUGAAGGUGCUCUCAUACCGGAAACUCCAGAUUUCCAAAUGAUUUUUGAUGGUAAUGCAGCAGUACUUUUAAUCGGAACUACCUACGAAGAAGAUUCGGGUAUAUUUACAGUACGUGUAACCUCAUCAACAGGACAAGCUGAAUCAUCGGCCAAACUAACUGUAAAAAAACGUCGCAUCUCGGCCUAUCAGUUGCAUACAAUUGAUUCCGUCGAAGAUGAAUCAUCCUCCUCUGGCAAGGAGGAUAGUUCACCCGAAUCGCCUUAUCAUCUACAGCCACAAGCACCACAAUAUGGUCAGUAUUUGAAUGCAAACGGUCAAGUGCCACACGAGGGACGUUCACGCACCAAGAAAACAAAACCACGCAGUAAAUCCCUACAACCACAAUCCAAUAUAGUACCAUGGCGCAAGUCUACACGUCCCAGACGUGGUCGUUCUUUAGAUAAAUCACCCUUCUUGCCAGGUUUCAAACCGGAACCUGUUAAAUCUUGGACCGAAGAAACUAUAAGUCUCAAACCGGCACCCAUAGAAAAGAAGGUUAUACCCAAAUUGGAAGCCGCCAAGGUUGUACUCAAAUCCAUUAAGAGUCAACGUGAUCAAGGUUUGGAAAGUAUUGGUGCUACACUCGAAAAGAUUAUACAAGGUAAAACCGAAAAGGAGGCUAUUCCUUGGAUAAACAUGCGUGAGAAAUUGAAACAAGUCGAAAAAGUACAACAACAAUUGAAUAAAUACGACCUCGAUGAAGUCUAUCUAAGACCUUUGGAAAUGCCCAUAAAUACAGAUCAACCAGAACCUCAACAGGCCACAUCCGAACAAAUACAACGUGAUCGUGAAAUUCAACGUUUGAAGAGUAUGGAAAGUGUAGAGAUUAUGGAAAUGACAGAACAAAUUGAAAAGUUGAUGAGUCAACGUAAAGAAGACACUAUACCAUGGAAGGAAAUGCGUCAACAUUUGAAGAAGGUACAGCGUGUACACAAGGAAAUUGAAAAGUUCCAAAUCGAAGAGGUAGAACUUCGUCAUCUCGAGGCUCAAGAGAUAAUAACACAGGAAACACAAACCGCCACCGAAGAGACAGUAGUCAUGAUGGUUGACGAAAGCUCUAAGGGUUCGAUACAAAAGGUUAUUCAAAAGCAAGAUUUGCAGAAAUAUAUUGAAGUAGACGAUAUUCACAAGCAACAGUAUAUGACCACCGAAGAUAUUAGUAUGUUAAGCAUACAAGAACGUGAGAGAUUGCAGGCACAAAGACUAAUGAAAGAACAACAAGCUCUAAACUGGCGUCAUUCUAGAGAACCACAACAAUAUGUGCAAAUAGAGGAUACUCAAAUGAUGUACAUACAGGAACGCCAAGAUACCGAGGAACACUCUUUGACCCAACCUGAGCCCGUAAUGUGGGAUCGUGGCAGGAAGAAGCCUCAACAACCACAAGAUUACGUUCCACAACCCCAACAACCGCAACCAACUGAACAAGUUCAACCCAAAACCUACGAGGAAGUGCAUGAUGAACUAGUGGAACCCACUCCUGUUCAAAAGCCUGAAGACCUCGUGCCCGUCAUGUGGGAACGAGGUAAGAAACAGACCGUCAUUCAACAACAACAAGUCUUUGACAUCCAACAAACUCAACAAAUCUCUGAAGAAACAAAGAUUGUUGAGGAAACUAAGAAGAUUACACAGAAACGUGUAAUACAAGCUCCCCAACAGCAGGAGAAGAUGGAACAGGUAGUUUUGAAACCCACACCUCGUCAAAGACCAAAACAAGUACAAAAAGAAGAAUUACAGCUUCAACCACUUAAACGUACCCAAGAAGUGAAAUCGGUUGAAGAACAACCUACUAAAGCUUACGAAGAGGCUGUUGAUACUUUGGAGGAGGAGGAAAUUAAACCUCAACCACAAGAAGAAUUACAACCGGUAAUGUGGGAAAGAGGUAAGAAGAAACCAACCACUACACAAGAACCACAACAGCCUCAAAAGGCUUAUGAAGAAGCGGUAGAUGAGCUGCCAGAAGAACCACAACAGAAACUUGUUGAAGCACCUCAACCCGUGCUGUGGGAACGUGGAAAGAAGAAACCCUCUAAAGUACAAGAAACACCACUUGAGGAACAGCCAUCAAAAUCCUACGAAGAAGCUGUUGAUGAACUAACUGAAGAACCCAAACCACAGCAACCCGAACAACAACCCGUUAUGUGGGAACGUGGUAAAAAGAAGACACAACAAGUGCAAGAGCAAAUAACACAAGUUGUGCAAACUUCCGAAGUUACCCAAGUCGCAGAAGAACAAAGAAUCGAAGAAGUCAAAAAGAAGGUCAUUCCUAAAGUAAUUCCACAACAAAAGGAAGAAAAGGUAGAGCAAGUACAGUUGAAACCGACACCACGUCCCAAGCCAAAGGAAAAACCUAAGGCAGAAGAAAUACAAUUGAAACCAGUUAAACGUACCCAACCAAUCAAGACUCAGGAAGUUGAAGAACAACCAGAAAAGGCUUACGAAGAGGCGGUAGAUACUUUAACAGAAGAACCUGAAGUACAACAACCUGAACAACCACAACCAGUUGCCUGGGAAAGAGGUAAAAAGAAGAAGCCUGUGCCACAACAAGUUGAAGAAGUGACACAAGAACAACCCGAAAAGGUCUAUGAAGAAGCUGUUGAUACUUUGCCAGAACAGCCAGAAGAACAGAAACCAGAACAACCCCAACCUGUUGCCUGGGAAAGGGGCAAAAAGAAGAAACCACAAAAACCUGCACCACAAGAGGUAGAAGAGCCCGUUCAAGCUUACGAAGAAACUGUUGAUGUUUUGCCUGAAGAACCCAAGGAAGUACAAGUUGAGGAACCUCAACCAGUUAUGUGGCAGCGCGGCAAGAAGAAACCAAAGAAACCAGUCGAAGAAGAACCUCAACCAGAAGAAGUUGUUGUCGAAGAAGAAGCUAUUCCCGUAGAAGAAGAGGAAGAAGAAAUUAAGGAAACCACUAAAGUUAUUAAAAAGAAGAAGGUUAAGAAACCUAAGACAAAGCCAACAACUGAGGAAGAAGAAAUCGUUGAAGAUGAGACUGAGAUUGUAGAAGACAUUCCACAGGAAGAAAUGGAAGAAGUUCAACCUGAGAAACCUGAAGAACCCAAACGUGUUAAGAAAAUACUACCUCAAGAACCCGAAAAGCCCGAACAGGUUCAACUUAAACCAGUACCAAGAAAACAACUUCCCAAACCACAAGAAGAAAAGAUUGAACAGGUUACACUUAAACCUAGGAAGAAACCCAUGGUACAAGAAGAGACAGCUCAACCUGAAGAAGCUGAAAUUGAAGAAUUUGAACAACCACAAGAAGAACUUGUUGAAGAGGUCGAGGAAGAAGUUACCAAGAAACGUAUCAAGAAGAAGAAACCCAAGAAGAAGCCGGUAGAACAAGAAGACGAAGAAACUGUACAGGAACCAGAAGAGGAAGAAGUUGAAGAAAUCGAAGAAGUUAUUCCCGAAGAACCUGUACCGGAAGACAUUGUUAGAGAGGAAGAAACACCCAAACAACCAGAAGUUGUGGCCAAACCUAAACCAAAGCCUCAACCAGUUGAAGAAAAGUUGGAAGAAGUUAAACUUAAGCCUACUAGGAAGCCUAUCAAGCAAUUGCCUCAAGAGGAAACAAUUGAGGAAGUACGUCUCAAGCCGGUUAAACGUGGUACUCCCAAGCCUGAGGAGCAGCAGCUGGAAGAAGUUGUUUUGCAGCAUGUAGAAAAACUUGAAGAUGAAGUUGUGGUUGAAGAACAAAAGAAAGUUAAAAAGAUUAAGAAGCCCAAACACAAAGAUCUACCCGAAAUUCCUGAUGCUGAACCGGUGGAAUUGGAAACAGCUGAACAUAUUGAGCUAGAAAAAGAACCUAAAGUGGAAGAGCCUCAACCACAAGUACCAUGGAAACGUGGCGAAAAGAAGAAGCCUGUGGAGGAACCUAUGGAAGAAAAGCAAUGGCCUACCGGCAAACGUCGUCCUUUGGCUGAGGAACAACCGGAAGAAGUAACAUUGAAACCAAUACCCGCCAAACCUAAAGAAGAACCACAGAAACCACAAAAGGCUGUGCCGGCACCCGAAUUCAAACCUGAAGAAAAACAACCUUCAGAAGAAAAGGAAUUGGAAAUUGAGCCUGUUCCUGUACAGGAGGAAGAGAAACCCACUAAGGAGAAACCCAAAAAGAAAAAGAAGCCCAAGUUGCAAAAGGGUACUCCUUCUGUCGAUGAAGUUUCCGAGGAAAUUGCCGAACCAUUUGCUGAACCCAUUGCCGAAGAAGACCAAGUUGAGGAAAUACCCAUUGAAGAUAUUAAGGAAGUAGCUGUUUCAGAACAGGUACUACCCGAGGAAGAAUUGGUGCCCACUGAAGAGUUACCAACAUCCAAACAAAAGGCUCACAAGAAACGUACCAAACGUCUCAAGGCAGUUUCAUUUGAAGAACAACCACAACUGCUAGAAGCCACUGUCAUUGAUACGGAGGAAAUUGUACAAGAGGAGGAAAUAUCCCAAGAAGUAUCACAAAAGACUAUACUACUUAACAAGAAACCCGAAGACACUAGACCACAAUUCAUCACCACCGAACAACUAAUCGAAGUUGAUGUGGAUGAGGUCAAACGUAAUGUCGAAAUGAAGGUUACCUCUAAUAUUGUCAAGAAAGACAGACGUCGCAUUAUCAUGGACGAUAGCCAACCUUUACCCGAACUUGAAUUGAUAACACAAAAACGUGUACAAGAAGGUUUGGAUAAGGUGGCCGAUGAGGAAGUUAUUGAAGAGGAACCUAUCAGACAAAACGAGGAAACCACCACCGCCGAAGUGGUCGAACAAACACGCAAGGUUGUAAAGAAGAAAAAGAAGGAAAUCAAACCUCCACGUAUUACCGAAAAAUUACGACCACGCAUGUGUGUACCCGAAGAACCCACUGUGCUGGAGUGUAAGGUUGAAGGUAUACCUUUCCCUGAAAUCAAUUGGUAUUUCAAUGAUAUCUUACUGUUUGCAUCAGAGAAAUACGAACUUAAUGUGGUGGAAGAUGUGGCUCAAUUGAAAAUUGCCAAAGUUACACCAAGUGAUGUUGGAAUUUAUACUUGCGAAGCUAAGAAUGUCGGCGGCAUUGCGACCACACGCACUAAUAUUGUUUUAGAAAAAGAACAGGGUAUUGCGCCACAAUUCACCAAACCCUUGAAAAUCGAAUUCAUUGAGGAAAAACAACCCGAACGCCUUAAGGUUCAUGUUACUUGCCAAGUAACUGGCAAACCCAUGCCCCAAGUUAAAUGGUAUCGCGGUGUCGAAGAGGUCAUACCCAGUGAAACCGUACAAAUGUUAUACAAUGAAGAGACCGGUGAUAUUGCCUUGGAAGUCAUUAACCCCACUCCCAAUGAGGCUAUCACCUAUUCAGUACAAGCUCAAAAUCAAUUUGGUCGUGCCAUUGGCAAUGCCAAUAUCUUGAGCCGUGUUGAUGAACAACCCAAGGAAUUGUUAAAGGCCCCUACCGUUACUCCCCUGAAUGCUUUAGUUAUACCCCAUGGCGGCACUUUAUUAUUCGAGGCCAAAUAUGAUGGUCUACCAAGACCUGAAAUUAAAUGGUUACGUAAUGGUCGUGAAAUUGAAAUCAACGAAGAUGUUACCAUUGAAACCACCGAGACCACUACCACUAUUAAGAUUAUUAAUAUGAAUCGCAAACGUACUGGUAAAUACGAAGUUUGCGCUAAAAACAAGGUAGGUGAGGUCAAGUCCUCUGGUUCUGUUAUGGUUACCGAUGAACAGCAAUACAAGGAAAUCAAACCACCACGUUUCAUUAAACCCCUUAAACCUCAAUAUUUCGGUGAAAAUGAGGUUGCCAUACUCGAGGCUAUAGUCGAAUCUGAACCAUUAUCUUCAUUCCAAUGGUUUGUGCACAAUGAACCCAUUAAGAGUUCCACCGAAUGUCGCAUAGUCACACAGGCUAACAAAUCCACUUUGUUGAUCGCUAACUUUGAGAAGAAAUACACUGGUCCCUAUACCUGUCGUGCCGAAAAUGUAGGUGGUUCGGUAACCUCUACCGCCACUGUGCACCUAUUGGAAGAUGCUCCUCAAGAGGAAGCUGAAUGCUUUGAAUCACCACGCUUCGUAGAAGAACUUAUUGAACCUGUAGAAGUUAUGGAUGGAGAGGCGUUAGAGCUCAACUGUAAGGUGGUGGGUAAACCCACACCCAAGGUUGAAUGGUAUCACAAUAAUGAAAAGAUCGUGGAGAACAAAGAAACUCUUAUUAUACAAGAUGCCCAAGGCCAAUGUCAACUGAAAAUAACCGAAGUUUUCCCCGAAAAUGAUGGCGAAUACAAAUGUGUGGCCGCCAAUAAAGUUGGUGAAACUGUCACAAAGACAACUGUCAAUAUACAAGCAUUUGAAUACAUCCCCGAUUCUGAAAUCACUGGACUAUCAGCAUCGGAAGAAGAUCUUCUGGACAAGACGAUCUCGAUCGACGAACAACCACCGAAGAUAGUUAAAAAACUACCUGAAAAAAUCGAACCCAAAGAGGGUGAACUACCGAAACUGGAAGUUAAAGUUAUCGGCAAACCGAAACCAAAAGUCAAAUGGUUACGCGAUGGCGAAGAAAUCUUUGCUUCCGAAGAAUAUCAAAUCGAAAAUUUCGAAGAUGGCACAUCCGUGCUGGUCAUCAAUAACGUUUAUCCCGAUGAUGUGGGUACAAUUAGUUUUGAGGCUCACAAUCCAUUGGGCGUAGCAGUGACAACAGCUCUGUUUUCGGUUGAAGGCAUUGUUGGUACUAAGGAUUACCGCAAACCGGAAUGGGUGACUCAUAUGGAAGAAAUGCAAAAGGCUCUUAAAGAUACCACACAAACAAAUCACACACCAGAACACACAGAUACACACGAAACAUCACAACAAAUCACAGAAAUGCCUGAGGAAAUUCACGAGGUUGAAACAAUUUCCACCGAUGGUAAACUAACGAAAAAGAAGAUUCGCACUCGUGUCAUUAAGAAAAUCAAGGGUAACAAACAAGAGGUAACCAAGAUCGAAACUGUUGAGGAAGAUGACAAACAACCUGAAACAACAGUUACUGUCGAAGAAACUCCAGUUGCAGAACAACCGAAAGAAGAAGUCAGAGAACUUCCAGAAGAAGUAAGAGUAAUUGAGACAAUUUCUGAAGACGGCAAGCCCAAGAAAAAGAAGAUCCGUACACGCGUCAUCAAGAAGGUCAAAGGCGACAAACAAGAAGUGACUAAGAUCGAAACUAUUGAGGAAGAUGACAAACAACCUGAAACAACAGUUACUGUGGAAGAAACCCCAGUUGAAGAACAACCAGAAGAAGUUAAAGAACUUCCAGAAGAAGUUAAAAUAAUUGAGACAAUUUCUGAAGACGGCAAACUCAAGAAAAAGAAGAUCCGCACUCGUGUCAUCAAGAAGGUUAAGGGUGACAAACAAGAAGUGACCAAGAUCGAAACUGUUGAGGAAGAUGACAAACAACCAGAAACAACAGUUACUGUCGAAGAAACUCCAGUUGUAGAACAACCGAAAGAAGAAGUCAGAGAACUUCCAGAAGAAGUAAGAGUAAUUGAGACAAUUUCUGAAGACGGCAAACCCAAGAAAAAGAAGAUCCGUACACGCGUCAUCAAGAAGGUAAAGGGCGACAAACAAGAAGUGACUAAAAUCGAAACUGUUGAGGAAGAUGACAAACAACCUGAAACAACAGUCACUGUCGAAGAAACUCCAGUUGUAGAACAACCGAAAGAAGAAGUCAGAGAACUUCCAGAAGAAGUAAGAGUAAUUGAGACAAUUUCUGAAGACGGCAAGCCUAAGAAAAAGAAGAUCCGUACACGCGUCAUCAAGAAGGUCAAGGGCGACAAACAAGAAGUGACCAAGAUCGAAACUGUUGAGGAAGAUGACAAACAACCGGAAACAACAGUUACUGUGGAAGAAACCCCAGUUGAAGAACAACCAGAAGAAGUUAAAGAACUUCCAGAAGAAGUUAAAAUAAUUGAGACAAUUUCUGAAGACGGCAAGCCCAAGAAAAAGAAGAUCCGCACUCGUGUCAUCAAGAAGAUUAAGGGUGACAAACAAGAAGUGACCAAGAUCCAAACUGUUGAGGAAGAUGACAAACAACCAGAAACAACAGUUACUGUCGAAGAAACUCCAGUUGUAGAACAACCGAAAGAAGAAGUCAGAGAACUUCCAGAAGAAGUAAGAGUAAUUGAGACAAUUUCUGAAGACGGCAAACCCAAGAAAAAGAAGAUCCGUACACGCGUCAUCAAGAAGGUCAGGGGCGACAAACAAGAAGUGACUAAGAUCGAAACUGUUGAGGAAGAUGACAAACAACCUGAAACAACAGUCACUGUCGAAGAAACUCCAGUUGUAGAACAACCGAAAGAAGAAGUCAGAGAACUUCCAGAAGAAGUAAGAGUAAUUGAGACAAUUUCUGAAGACGGCAAACCCAAGAAAAAGAAGAUCCGUACACGCGUCAUCAAGAAGGUCAAGGGCGACAAACAAGAAGUGACCAAGAUCGAAACUGUUGAGGAAGAUGACAAACAACCUGAAACAACAGUUACUGUGGAAGAAACCCCUGUUGAAGAACAACCAGAAGAAGUUAAAGAACUUCCAGAAGAAGUUAAAAUAAUUGAGACAAUUUCUGAAGACGGCAAGCCCAAGAAAAAGAAGAUCCGCACUCGUGUCAUCAAGAAGGUUAAGGGUGACAAACAAGAAGUGACCAAGAUCGAAACUGUUGAGGAAGAUGACAAACAACCAGAAACAACAGUUACUGUCGAAGAAACUCCAGUUGUAGAACAACCGAAAGAAGAAGUCAGAGAACUUCCAGAAGAAGUAAGAGUAAUUGAGACAAUUUCUGAAGACGGCAAACCCAAGAAAAAGAAGAUCCGUACACGCGUCAUCAAGAAGGUCAAGGGCGACAAACAAGAAGUGACUAAGAUCGAAACUGUUGAGGAAGAUGACAAACAACCUGAAACAACAGUCACUGUCGAAGAAACUCCAAUUGUAGAACAACCGAAAGAAGAAGUCAGAGAACUUCCAGAAGAAGUAAGAGUAAUUGAGACAAUUUCUGAAGACGGCAAGCCUAUGAAAAAGAAGAUCCGUACACGCGUCAUCAAGAAGGUCAAGGGCGACAAACAAGAAGUGACCAAGAUCGAAACUGUUGAGGAAGAUGACAAACAACCGGAAACAACAGUUGCUGUGGAAGAAACCCCAGUUGAAGAACAACCAGAAGAAGUUAAAGAACUUCCAGAAGAAGUUAAAAUAAUUGAGACAAUUUCUGAAGACGGCAAGCCCAAGGAAAAGAAGAUCCGCACUCGUGUCAUCAAGAAGGUUAAGGGUGACAAACAAGAAGUGACCAAGAUCCAAACUGUUGAGGAAGAUGACAAACAACCAGAAACAACAGUUACUGUCGAAGAAACUCCAGUUGUAGAACAACCGAAAGAAGAAGUCAGAGAACUUCCAGAAGAAGUAAGAGUAAUUGAGACAAUUUCUGAAGACGGCAAGCCUAAGAAAAAGAAGAUCCGUACACGCGUCAUCAAGAAGGUCAAGGGCGACAAACAAGAAGUGACCAUGAUCGAAACUGUUGAGGAAGAUGACAAACAACCUGAAACAACAGUUACUGUGGAAGAAACCCCAGUUGAAGAACAACCAGAAGAAGUUAAAGAACUUCCAGAAGAAGUUAAAAUAAUUGAGACAAUUUCUGAAGACGGCAAGCCCAAGAAAAAGAAGAUCCGCACUCGUGUCAUCAAGAAGGUUAAGGGUGACAAACAAGAAGUGACCAAGAUCGAAACUGUUGAGGAAGAUGACAAACAACCAGAAACAACAGUUACUGUCGAAGAAACUCCAGUUGUAGAACAACCGAAAGAAGAAGUCAGAGAACUUCCAGAAGAAGUAAGAGUAAUUGAGACAAUUUCUGAAGACGGCAAACCCAAGAAAAAGAAGAUCCGUACACGCGUCAUCAAGAAGGUCAAGGGCGACAAACAAGAAGUGACUAAGAUCGAAACUGUUGAGGAAGAUGACAAACAACCUGAAACAACAGUCACUGUCGAAGAAACUAGAGUUGUAGAACAACCGAAAGAAGAAGUCAGAGAACUUCCAGAAGAAGUAAGAGUAAUUGAGACAAUUUCAGAAGAUGGCAAGCCUAAGAAAAAGAAGAUCCGUACUCGCGUCAUCAAGAAGGUCAAGGGCGACAAACAAGAAGUGACCAAGAUCGAAACUGUUGAGGAAGAUGACAAACAACCUGAAACAACAGUUACUGUGGAAGAAACCCCUGUUGAAGAACAACCAGAAGAAGUUAAAGAACUUCCAGAAGAAGUUAAAAUAAUUGAGACAAUUUCCGAAGACGGCAAGCCCUUGAAAAAGAAGAUCCGUACUCGUGUCAUCAAAAAGGUUAAGGGUGACAAACAUGAAGUGACCAAGAUCGAAACUGUUGAGGAAGAUGACAAACAACCAGAAACAACAGUGACUGUAGAAGAAACUCCAGUUAACGAACAACACGAAGAAGUUAAAGAACUUCCAGAAGAAGUGAAAAUAAUUGAGACAAUUUCGGAAGAUGGAAAACCCAAGAAAAAGAAGAUCCGUACACGCGUCAUCAAGAAAGUUAAGGGCGAUAAACAAGAAGUGACCAAGAUCGAAACUGUUGAGGAAGAUGACAAAAAACCUGAAACAACAGUUACUAUAGAAGAAACACCAGUUGAAGAACAGCCCAAAGAAGAAGUUAAAGAACUUCCAGAAGAAGUUAAAAUAAUUGAGACAAUUUCGGAAGACGGCAAGCCCAAGAAAAAGAAGAUCCGCACUCGUGUCAUCAAGAAGGUUAAGGGUGACAAACAAGAAGUGACCAAGAUCGAAACUGUUGAGGAAGAUGACAAACAACCGGAAACAACAGUCACUGUCGAAGAAACUCCUGUUGACGAACAACACGAAGAAGUAAGAGAAUUUCCAGAAGAAGUGAAAAUAAUUGAGACAAUUUCGGAAGAUGGAAAACCCAAGAAAAAGAAGAUCCGUACACGCGUCAUUAAGAAGGUUAAGGGUGACAAACAAGAAGUAACCAAGAUCGAAACUGUUGAGGAAGAUGACAAACAACCAGAAACAACAGUUACUGUGGAAGAAAUCCCUGUUGAAGAACAACCAGAAGAGGUUAGGGAACUUCCUGAAGAAGUAAGAGUAAUAGAAACAAUUUCAGAAGAUGGCAAACCCAAGAAAAAGAAGAUCCGUACACGCGUCAUCAAGAAGGUUAAGGGCGAUAAACAAGAAGUGACCAAGAUCCAAACUGUUGAGGAAGAUGACAAACACCCAGAAACAACAGUUACUGUCGAAGAAACUCCAGUUGUAGAACAACCGAAAGAAGAAGUCAGAGAACUUCCAGAAGAAGUAAGAGUAAUUGAGACAAUUUCUGAAGACGGCAAACCCAAGAAAAAGAAGAUCCGCACUCGUGUCAUCAAGAAGGUUAAGGGUGACAAACAAGAAGUGACCAAAAUCGAAACUGUUGAGGAAGAUGACAAACAACCAGAAACAACAGUCACUGUCGAAGAAACCCCUGUUGAAGAACAACCAGAAGAAGUAAAGGUACUUCCUGAAGAAGUAAGAGUAAUAGAAACAAUUUCAGAAGAUGGCAAACCCAAGAAAAAGAAGAUCCGUACACGCGUCAUCAAGAAGGUUAAGGGCGACAAACAAGAAGUGACCAGAAUCGAAACUGUUGAGGAAGAUGACAAACCACCAGAAACAACAGUCACUGUCGAAGAAACACGAGUUGAAGAACAGCCCAAAGAAGAAAUUAAAGAACUUCCAGAAGAAGUUCGGAUAAUUGAGACAAUUUCUGAAGACGGAAAGCCCAAGAAAAAGAAGAUCCGCACUCGUGUCAUCAAGAAGGUUAAGGGUGACAAACAAGAAGUGACCAGAAUCGAAACCGUUGAGGAAGAUGACAAACAACCAGAAACAACAGUCACUGUCGAAGAAACUCCAGUUGAGGGACAGCCCAAAGAAGAAGUUAAAGAACUUCCAGAAGAAGUGAAAAUAAUUGAGACAAUUUCGGAAGACGGCAAGACCAAGAAAAAGAAGGUACGAACUCGUGUCAUCAAGAAGGUUAAGGGUGACAAACAAGAAGUAACCAAGAUCGAAACUGUUGAGGAAGAUGACAAACAACCAGAAACAACAGUUACUGUGGAAGAAAUCCCUGUUGAAGAACAACCAGAAGAGGUUAGGGAACUUCCUGAAGAAGUAAGAGUAAUAGAAACAAUUUCAGAAGAUGGCAAACCCAAGAAAAAGAAGAUCCGUACACGCGUCAUCAAGAAGGUUAAGGGCGAUAAACAAGAAGUGACCAAGAUCCAAACUGUUGAGGAAGAUGACAAACACCCAGAAACAACAGUUACUGUCGAAGAAACUCCAGUUGUAGAACAACCGAAAGAAGAAGUCAGAGAACUUCCAGAAGAAGUAAGAGUAAUUGAGACAAUUUCUGAAGACGGCAAACCCAAGAAAAAGAAGAUCCGCACUCGUGUCAUCAAGAAGGUUAAGGGUGACAAACAAGAAGUGACCAAAAUCGAAACUGUUGAGGAAGAUGACAAACAACCAGAAACAACAGUCACUGUCGAAGAAACUCCAGCUGACGAACAACACGAUGAUCUUAAAGAACUUCCAGAAGAAGUUCGGAUAAUUGAGACAAUUUCGAAAGACGGCAAACCCAAGAAAAAGAUGGUACGCACUCGUGUCAUCAAGAAGGUUAAGGGUGACAAACAAGAAGUGACCAAGAUUGAAACUGUUGAGGAAGAUGACAAACAACCUGAAACAAUAGUUACUGUGGAAGAAACCCCUGUUGAAGAACAACCAGAAGAAGUAAAGGUACUUCCUGAAGAAAUAAGAGUAAUAGAAACAAUUUCAGAAGAUGGCAAACCCAAGAAAAAGAAGAUCCGUACACGCGUCAUCAAGAAGGUUAAGGGCGACAAACAAGAAGUGACCAGAAUCGAAACUGUUGAGGAAGAUGACAAACCACCAGAAACAACAGUCACUGUCGAAGAAACACGAGUUGAAGAACAGCCCAAAGAAGAAAUUAAAGAACUUCCAGAAGAAGUUCGGAUAAUUGAGACAAUUUCUGAAGACGGAAAGCCCAAGAAAAAGAAGAUCCGCACUCGUGUCAUCAAGAAGGUUAAGGGUGACAAACAAGAAGUGACCAGAAUCGAAACCGUUGAGGAAGAUGACAAACAACCAGAAACAACAGUCACUGUCGAAGAAACUCCAGUUGAGGGACAGCCCAAAGAAGAAGUUAAAGAACUUCCAGAAGAAGUGAAAAUAAUUGAGACAAUUUCGGAAGACGGCAAACCCAAGAAAAAGAAGGUACGAACUCGUGUCAUCAAGAAGGUUAAGGGUGACAAACAAGAAGUGACAAAGAUCGAAACUGUUGAGGAAGAUGACAAACAACCUGAAACAACGGUUACUGUCGAAGAAACCCCUGUUGAAGAACAACCAGAAGAGGUUAGGGAACUUCCUGAAGAAGUAAGAGUAAUAGAAACAAUUUCAGAAGAUGGCAAACCCAAGAAAAAGAAGAUCCGUACACGCGUCAUCAAGAAGGUUAAGGGCGACAAACAAGAAGUGACCAGAAUCGAAACUGUCGAGGAAGAUGACAAACAACCAGAAACAACAGUCACUGUCGAAGAAACACCAGUUGAGGAACUGCCCAAAGAAGAAGUUAAAGAACUUCCAGAAGAAGUUCGGAUAAUUGAGACAAUUUCGGAAGACGGCAAGCCCAAGAAAAAGAAAAUACGCACUCGUGUCAUCAAGAAGGUUAAGGGUGACAAACAAGAAGUGACAAAGAUCGAAACUGUUGAGGAAGAUGACAAACAACCUGAAACAACGGUUACUGUCGAAGAAAUCCCUAUUGAAGAACAACCAGAAGAGGUUAAGGAACUUCCUGAAGAAGUAAGAGUAAUAGAAACAAUUUCAGAAGAUGGCAAACCCAAGAAAAAGAAGAUCCGUACACGCGUCAUCAAGAAGGUUAAGGGCGACAAACAAGAAGUGACCAGAAUCGAAACUGUCGAGGAAGAUGACAAACAACCAGAAACAACAGUCACUGUCAAAGAAACACCAGUUGAGGAACAGCCUAAAGAAGAAGUUAAAGAACUUCCAGAAGAAAUUCGUGUUGUCGAAUCUGUUACAAAAGAAGGUAAACCAAAGAAAAGGGUUAUCCGCACCCGUGUUAUCAAGAAGGUCAAGGGUGAUAAACAAGAAGUCACUAAGAUCGAGACUAUUGAAGACGAUGACAAGCAACCUGAAACUACAGUAACUGUUAAAGAGGCUCCUAUUGAAGAACAACCCGAAGAAAUUAGAGAGCUUCCUGAAGAAGUUCGUGUUGUCGAAUCUGUUACUGAAGAAGGUAAACCAAAGAAAAAGGUUAUCCGCACCCGUGUUAUCAAGAAGGUCAAGGGCGAUAAACAAGAAGUCACUAAGAUUGAAACGGUCGAAGAAGAUGAGAAACAACCUGAAACUACAGUAACUGUCGAAGAAGUUCCUAUUGAAGAACAACCCGAAGAAAUUAAAGAGCUUCCUGAAGAAGUUCGUGUUAUCGAAUCUGUUACUGAAGAAGGUAAACCAAAGAAGAAGGUAAUCCGCACCCGUGUUAUCAAGAAGGUCAAGGGCGAUAAACAAGAAGUCACCAAGAUUGAAACCGUCGAAGAAGGUGAUAAACAACCUGAAACUACAGUAACUGUCGAAGAAGUUCCUAUUGAAGAACAACCCGAAGAAAUUAAGGAACUUCCUGAAGAAGUUCGUGUUGUCGAAUCUUUUACAGAAGAAGGUAAACCAAAGAAGAAAGUUAUUCGUACACGCGUAAUCAAGAAGGUCAAGGGUGAUAAACAAGAAGUCACUAAGAUCGAGACUGUUGAAGAGGAUGAGAAACAACCUAAAACUACAGUAACUAUCGAAGAAGUUCCUAUUGAAGAACAACCCGAAGAAAUUAAGGAACUUCCUGAAGAAGUUCGUGUUGUCGAAUCUAUUACUGAAGAAGGUAAACCAAAGAAGAAGGUUAUUCGUACACGCGUAAUCAAGAAGGUCAAGGGUGAUAAACAAGAAGUCACUAAGAUUGAAACCAUCGAGGAAGAUGAUAAGCAACCCGAAACUACAGUAACUGUGAAAGAGGCUCCUAUUGAAGAAAAACCCGAAGAUAUUAAAGAACUUCCUGAAGAAGUUCGUGUUGUCGAGUCUGUUACCGAAGAAGGUAAACCGAAGAAGAAGGUUAUUCGAACACGCGUAAUCAAGAAGGUCAAGGGUGAUAAACAAGAAGUCACAAAGAUUGAAACCGUCGAAGAAGAUGACAAACAACCGGAAACCAAAGUAACUGUCGAAGAGGCUCCUAUUGAAAAACAAACCGUAGAAAUUAAAGAACUUCCUGAAGAAGUUCGUGUUGUUGAGUCUGUUACUGAAGAAGGUAAACCGAAGAAGAAGGUUAUUCGUACACGCUUAAUCAAGAAGGUCAAGGGUGAUAAACAAGAAGUCACUAAGAUUGAAACCGUCGAAGAAGAUGACAAACAACCUGAAACUACAGUAACUGUCGAAGAGGCUCCUAUUGAAAAACAAUCAGAAGAAAUCAAAGAACUUCCGGAAGAAGUUCGUGUUGUCGAGUCUGUCACUGAAGAAGGUAAACCAAAAAAGAAGGUUAUUCGUACUCGUGUUAUCAAGAAGGUCAAGGGUGAUAAACAAGAAGUCACUAAGAUUGAAACCGUUGAAGAAGAUGAUAAGCAACCCGAAACUACAGUAACUGUCGAAGAGGUUCCUCUUGAAGAAAAACCCGAAGAAAUUAAAGAACUUCCUGAAGAAGUUCGUGUUGUCGAAUCUGUCACUGAAGAAGGUAAACCAAAGAAAAAAAUUAUUCGUACACGUGUUAUCAAGAAGGUCAAGGGUGAUAAACAACAAGUCACUAAGAUUGAAACCGUCGAAGAAGACGACAAACAACCCGAAACAACAGUGACUGUAGAAGAAGCUCCUGUUGAAGAAAAUCUCGAAGAAAUUAAAGAACUUCCCGAAGAAGUUCGUGUAGUCGAGUCUGUUUCUGAAGAUGGUAAACCGAAGAAGAAGGUUGUCCGUACACGUGUUAUCAAAAAGGUUAAAGGUGAUAAACAAGAAGUCACCAAGAUCGAGACUGUUGAAGAGGACGAGAAACAACCUGAAACUACAGUAACUGUCGAAGAAGUUCCUAUUGAAGAACAACCCGAAGAAAUUAAAGAAAUUCCUGAAGAAGUUCGUGUUGUCGAAUCUAUUACUGAAGAAGGUAAACCGAAGAAGAAGGUCAUCCGUACUCGUGUUAUCAAGAAGGUCAAAGGUGAUAAACAAGAAGUCACUAAGAUUGAAACAGUCGAAGAAAACGACAAACAGCCUGAAACUACAGUAACUGUUGAAGAGGUUCCUAUUGAAAAACAGCACGAAGAAAUUAAGGAACUUCCUGAAGAAGUUCGUGUUGUCGAGUCUGUUACAGAAGAAGGUAAACCGAAGAAGAAGAUUAUUCGUACACGCAUUAUCAAGAAGGUCAAGGGCGAUAAACAAGAAGUUACCAGGAUUGAAACGGUCGAAGAAGAUGACAAGCAACCCGAAACUACAGUAACUGUCGAAGAGGCUCCUGUUGAAGAAAAACCGGAAGAAAUUAAAGAACUUCCUGAAGAAGUUCGCGUUGUCGAAUCUGUUUCUGAAGAUGGUAAACCGAAGAAGAAGGUUGUGCGUACUCGUGUUAUCAAGAAGGUCAAGGGUGAUAAACAAGAAGUCACUAAGAUUGAAACGGUCGAAGAAGACGACAAGCAACCCGAAACUACAGUGACAGUCGAAGAGGCUCCUAUUGAAGAACAACCGGAAGAAAUAGGGGAACGUCCUGAAGAAGUUCGUGUUGUCGAGUCUAUUACUGAAGAAGGUAAACCGAAGAAGAAGCUUAUUCGUACACGCGUUAUCAAGAAGGUCAAGGGUGAUAAACAAGAAGUCACCAAGAUUGAAACCGUCGAAGAAGAUGAUAAACAACCCGAAACUACAGUAACUGUCAAAGAGGUUUCUAUUGAAGAACAACCCGAAGAAAUCAGAGAACUUCCUGAAGAAGUUCGUGUUGUCGAGUCUAUUACUGAAGAAGGUAAACCGAAGAAGAAGGUUAUUCGUACACGCGCUAUCAAGAAGGUCAAGGGUGAUAAACAAGAAGUCACUAUGAUUGAAACCGUCGAAGAAGAUGAUAAACAACCCGAAACUACAGUAACUGUCAAAGAGGCUCCUAUUGAAGAACAACCGGAAGAAAUUAGGGAACUUCCUGAAGAAGUUCGUGUUGUCGAGUCUGUUACUGAAGAUGGUAAACCGAAGAAGAAGGUUAUUCGUACACGCGUUAUCAAGAAAGUCAAGGGUGAUAAACAAGAAGUCACCAAGAUUGAAACCGUCGAAGAAGAUGAUAAACAACCUGAAACAACAGUAACUGUCGAAGAAGCUCCUAUUGAAGAACAACCCGAAAAAAUCAACGAACUUCCUGAAGAAGUUCGCGUUAUUGAGUCUGUUACUGAAGAAGGUAAACCGAAGAAAAAGGUUAUUCGUACACGCGUAAUCAAGAAGGUCAAGGGUGAUAAACAAGAAGUCACUAAGAUUGAAACCGUCGAAGAAGAUGAUAAGCAACCCGAAACUACUGUAACUGUCGAAGAGGCUCCUAUUGAAGAACAACCCGAAGAAAUCAACGAACUUCCUGAAGAAGUUCGCCUUGUUGAGUCUGUUACUGAAGAAGGUAAACCGAAGAAGAAGGUAAUUCGUACACGCGUAAUCAAAAAGGUCAAGGGUGAUAAACAAGAAGUCACUAAGAUUGAAACGGUAGAGGAAGAUGAUAAGCAACCCGAAACUACAGUAACUGUCGAAGAGGUACUUAUUGAAAAACAACCCGAAGAAAUCAAGGAACUUCCUGAAGAAGUUCGCGUUGUCGAGUCUGUCACUGAAGAAGGUAAACCGAAGAAGAAGGUUAUUCGAACACGCGUAAUCAAGAAGGUCAAGGGUGAUAAACAAGAAGUCACUAAGAUUGAAACCGUCGAAGAAGAUGAUAAGCAACCCGAAACUACAGUAACUGUAGAAGAGGCUCCUGUUGAAGAACAACCCGAAGAUAUUAAAGAACUUCCUGAAGAAGUUCGUGUUGUCGAGUCUGUUACUGAAGAAGGUAAACCGAAGAAGAAGGUAAUUCGUACAGGCGUAAUCAAAAAGGUCAAGGGUGAUAAACAAGAAGUUACUAAGAUUGAAACGGUAGAAGAAGAUGAUAAGCAACCCGAAACUACAGUAACUGUAGAAGAGGCUCCUGUUGAAGAACAACCCGAAGAUAUUAAAGAACUUCCUGAAGAAGUUCGUGUUGUCGAGUCUGUUACUGAAGAAGGUAAACCGAAGAAGAAGGUUAUUCGAACACGCGUAAUCAAGAAGGUCAAGGGUGAUAAACAAGAAGUCACUAAGAUUGAAACCAUCGAGGAAGAUGAUAAGCAACCCGAAACUACAGUAACUGUAGAAGAGGCUCCUAUUGAAGAACAACCCGAAGAUAUUAAAGAACUUCCUGAAGAAGUUCGUGUUGUCGAGUCUGUCACUGAAGAAGGUAAACCGAAGAAGAAGGUUAUUCGAACACGCGUAAUCAAGAAGGUCAAGGGUGAUAAACAAGAAGUCACUAAGAUUGAAACCGUCGAAGAAGAUGAUAAGCAACCCGAAACUACAGUAACUAUAGAAGAGGCUCCUGUUGAAGAACAACCCGAAGAUAUUAAAGAACUUCCUGAAGAAGUUCGUGUUGUCGAGUCUGUUACUGAAGAUGGUAAACCGAAGAAGAAGGUUAUUCGAACACGCGUAAUCAAGAAGGUCAAGGGUGAUAAACAAGAAGUCACUAAGAUUGAAACCAUCGAGGAAGAUGAUAAGCAACCCGAAACUACAGUAACUGUAGAAGAGGCUCCUAUUGAAGAACAACCCGAAGAAGUUAAAGAACUUCCUGAAGAAGUUCAUGUUGUCGAGUCUGUUAGUGAAGAAGGUAAACCAAAGAAGAAGGUUAUUCGUACACGCGUAAUUAAGAAGGUCAAGGGUGAUAAACAGGAGGUCACUAAAAUUGAAACCGUAGAAGAAGAUGAUAAGCAACCCGAAACAACAGUAACUGUAGAAGAAGCUCCUAUUGAAGAACAGCCCGAAGAAAUUAGUGAACUUCCUGAAGAAGUUCGUGUUGCCGAGUCUGUUUCUGACGAUGGUAAACCGAAGAGGAAGGUUGUCCGUACUCGUGUUAUCAAGAAGGUCAAAGGUGAUAAACAAGAAGUUACUAAGAUUGAAACGGUAGAAGAAGAUGAUAAGCAACCCGAAACUACAGUAACUGUCGAAGAGGCUCCUAUUGAAGAACAACCCGAAGAAAUUAAGGAACUUCCUGAAGAAGUUCGUGUUGUCGAGUCUGUCUCUGAAGAUGGUAAGCCGAAGAAGAAGGUUGUCCGUACUCGAGUUCUUAAAAAGGUCAAGGGUGAUAAACAACAAGUCACUAAGAUUGAAACCGUCGAAGAAGACGACAAACAGCCUGAAACUACAGUAACUGUAGAAGAGGGUCCUAUUGAAAAACAGCCCGAUGAAAUUAAAGAACUUCCUGAAGAAGUUCGUGUUGUCGAGUCUGUUUCUGACGAUGGUAAACCGAAGAAGAAGGUUGUCCGUACUCGUGUUAUCAAGAAGGUCAAAGGUGAUAAACAAGAAGUUACUAAAAUUGAAACGGUAGAAGAAGAUGAUAAGCAACCCGAAACUACUGUAACUGUCGAAGAGGCGCCUAUUGAAGAACAACCCGAAGAAAUUAAAGAACUUCCUGAAGAAGUUCAUGUUGUCGAGUCUGUCUCUGAAGAUGGUAAACCGAAGAAGAAGGUUGUGCGUACUCGAGUUAUUAAAAAGGUCAAGGGUGAUAAGCAAGAAGUCACUAAGAUUGAAACCGUCGAAGAAGAUGAUAAGCCAUCCGAAACUACAGUAACUGUAGAAAAAGCUCCUAUUGAAGAACAACCCGAAAAUAUUAAAGAACUUCCUGAAGAAGUUCGAGUUGUGGAGUCUGUUUCUGAUGAUGGUAAACCGAAGAAGAAGGUUGUACGUACUCGUGUUAUUAAGAAGGUCAAGGGUGAUAAACAAGAAGUCACUAAGAUUGAAACCGUCGAAGAAGAUGAUAAGCAACCCGAAACUACAGUAACUGUCGAAGAGGUUCCUCUUGAAGAACAACACGAAGAAAUCAAAGAACUUCCGGAAGAAGUUCGCGUUGUCGAGUCUGUUAGUGAAGAAGGUAAACCGAAGAAGAAGGUUAUUCGUACACGCGUAAUCAAGAAGGUCAAGGGUGAUAAACAUGAGGUCACUAAAAUUGAAACCGUAGAAGAAGAUGAUAAGCAACCCGAAACUACAGUAACUGUAGAAGAGGCUCCUAUUGAAGAACAGUCUGAAGAAAUCAAAGAACUUCCUGAAGAAGUUCGCGUUGUCGAGACUGUUACAGAUGAAGGUAAACCGAAGAAGAAGGUUAUUCGAACACGCGUAAUCAAGAAGGUCAAGGGUGAUAAACAAGAAGUCACUAAAAUUGAAACGGUCGAAGAAGAUGAUAUGCCAUCCGCAACUACCGUAACUGUGGAAGAGGCUCCUGUUGAAGAAAAACCCGAAAUUAUUAAAGAACUUCCUGAAGAAGUUCGAGUUGUCGAGUCUGUUACUGAAGAAGGUAAACCGAAGAAGAAGGUUAUUCGUACACGCGUAAUCAAGAAGGUCAAGGGUGAUAAACAAGAAGUCACUAAGAUUGAAACCGUCGAAGAAGAUGACAAACAACCCGAAACUACAGUAACUGUCGAAGAGGCUCCUAUUGAAGAACAACCCGAAGGUAUUAAAGAACUUCCUGAAGAAGUUCGAGUUGUCGAGUCUGUUUCUGAAGAAGGUAAACCAAUGAAGAAGGUUAUUCGUACACGCGUAAUCAAAAAGAUCAAGGGUGAUAAACAGGAAGUCACUAAGAUUGAAACCGUAGAAGAAGAUGAUAAGCAACCCGAAACUACAGUAACUGUAAAAGAGGCUCCUAUUGAAGAACGACCCGAAGAAAUUAAAGAACUUCCUGAAGAAGUUCGAGUUGUCGAGUCUGUUACAGAAGAAGGUAAACCUAAGAAGAAGGUUAUUCGAACACGCGUAAUCAAAAAGGUCAAGGGUGAUAAACAAGAAGUCACUAAGAUUGAAACGGUCGAAGAAGAUGAUAUGCCAUCCGCAACUACCGUAACUGUGGAAGAGGCUCCUGUUGAAGAACAACCCGAAGUUAUUAAAGAACUUCCUGAAGAAGUUCGAGUUGUCGAGUCUGUUACUGAAGAAGGUAAACCGAAGAAGAAGGUUAUUCGUACACGCGUAAUCAAGAAGGUCAAGGGUGACAAACAAGAAGUCACCAAGAUUGAAACCGUCGAAGAAGAUGACAAACAACCCGAAACUACAGUAACUGUAGAAGAGGCUCCUAUUGUAGAACAACCCGAAGAUAUUAAAGAACUUCCUGAAGAAGUUCGAGUUGUCGAGUCUGUUUCUGAAGAAGGUAAACCAAAGAAGAAGGUUAUUCGUACACGCGUAAUCAAGAAGGUCAAGGGUGAUAAACAGGAAGUCACUAAGAUUGAAACCGUAGAAGAAGAUGAUAAACAACCCGAAACUACAGUAACUGUAGAAGAGGCUCCUAUUGAAGAACGACCCGAAGAAAUUAAAGAACUUCCUGAAGAAGUUCGAGUUGUCGAGUCUGUCUCUGAAGAUGGUAAACCUAAGAAGAAGGUUAUUCGAACACGCGUAAUCAAGAAGGUCAAGGGUGAUAAACAAGAAGUCACUAAGAUUGAAACGGUCGAAGAAGAUGAUAUGCCAUCCGCAACUACCGUAACUGUGGAAGAGAUUCCUGUUGAAGAACAACCCGAAGUUAUUAAAGAACUUCCUGAAGAAGUUCGAGUUGUCGAGUCUGUUACUGAAGAAGGUAAACCGAAGAAGAAGGUUAUUCGUACACGCGUAAUCAAGAAGGUCAAGGGUGACAAACAAGAAGUCACCAAGAUUGAAACCGUCGAAGAAGAUGACAAACAACCCGAAACUACAGUAACUGUAAAAGAGGCUCCUAUUGUAGAACAACCCGAAGAUAUUAAAGAACUUCCUGAAGAAGUUCGAGUUGUCGAGUCUGUUUCUGAAGAAGGUAAACCGAAGAAGAAAGUUAUUCGUACACGCGUAAUCAAAAAGGUCAAGGGUGAUAAACAGGAAGUCACUAAGAUUGAAACCGUAGAAGAAGAUGAUAAGCCACCUGAAACUACAGUAACUGUAGAAGAGGCUCCUGUUGAAGAACAACCCGAAGAAAUUAAAGAACUUCCUGAAGAAGUUCGUAUUGUCGAGUCUGUUAGUGAAGAAGGUAAACCAAAGAAGAAGGUUAUUCGUACACGCGUAAUCAAGAAGAUCAAGGGUGACAAACAAGAAGUCACCAAGAUUGAAACCGUGGAGGAAGACGACAAACAACCCGAGACCACAGUAACUGUGGAAGAGGCUCGUAUUGAAAAACAACCUGAGGAAAUUAAAGAACUUCCAGAAGAACUUCGUGUUAUCGAGUUUGUGUCUGAAGAUGGUAAGCCGAAGAAGAAGGUUGUUCGCACACGUGUUAUCAAGAAGGUGAAGGGUGACAAACAAGAAGUCACCAAGAUUGAAACCGUUGAAGAAGACGACAAACAACCCGAAACAACAGUAACUGUUGAAGAAAUUCCUGUGGAGGAGCAACCUGAAGAAACUAAAGAACUUCCUGAAGAAGUUCGUGUUGAAGAAUCUAUUUCAGAAGAUGGUAAACCAAAGAAAAAGACUGUUCGUACUCGUGUUAUUAAAAAGGUUAAGGGCGAUAAAGAAGAACUUACUACUAUAGAAACUGUCCAAGAUGAUGGCAAAAAGCCAGAAACCAUUAUUACAGUCGAAGAAUCGCCAGUUUUACAAGAUAAGACAUCGCCUUUAAAACAAGUAAAACUUAAGAGAGUUGUUAGAGUCAAACAACCUGACGAUGAAGAAAUUGUUGUAGAACUGCCUGAGCAAAAAUCUGUUAUUAUAGACCAAAAGGAAGAUGGCACACCCACAAAAACUGUUGUAAAAACUAAAAUUAUAAAGAAAAUCAAAGGACCAAAAAUGGAAAUAACUAAAAUUCAAACCGUUGAAGAAUUUGAAAAAGAACCAAUUACAAAGGUCACAGUACAGGAUUACGACGAACCAUUCCCUGAGGUAGUGGAAGAAAAAGUUGUGCCAGUUAUUGAGUUACCUGAAGAGAAUAUUGUUGAAGAUUACACCGCACCAGAUGGAACCACGAAAACAAGAAAGAUCAAAAAGAAAACAAUCAAGAAACCUGUUGAUGACAAAUCCGAUGAAGUCACUGAAAUUCAAAUUGUGGAAGAAGAGGGUGAAGAGCCCAAAUAUUUGAUAUCUGUCAAGGAAAUUGAAAGAACUGAUGCUGAUGUCACCGAUUUCACACCAUCUCUGGAAUUGCCUGAACAACACACAGUGUUGGAAACUCAAACUUCUGACGGUAAGACAAAGAAGAAAACCGUUAAGACACGAUCAUUCAAAAAGCCCGUGGAUGAAGAAAAGGAUGAAAUCACUACGAUUCAAUUUGUUGAACAUGAUGAUGAUAAACCCAUUGCCACUGUUAAGAUCGAGGAGGCACCCACUGACGAAAUGUCUACGGAACCCAUACCAAUUGAAGAAUUACCCGAAGAAAUUGUUGAAGCUGAAAUCAUAGAAGAGGGUAAAAAACCUAAAAAGAAAACUACCAAAACCCGUACUUUCAAAAAGGAUGUCUCACCUGAGCCCGAAUUCUAUCAAAUUCAAACCGUUGAGGAAGAAGGACAAGAGCCUUAUUCCUUAAUACAAGUUGUAAGCGAAGAAGAUCUCACAAACAUUAUCGACAUUAGUAGUUUAGCUGAUGAACAACAACCAAAACAACCCACAACAAAGACACAAAAACACAAAAAGCCCAAGGAAGAAAAGCCGAUCCAAGAACAGACAAAGGAUGAAAAGCCUGUAUUUAGUACAACAUUUAAAUCUGUACAAAAUGAAGACGGUGAAACAGUCAUAGAAACCGAAAGUAAGAAGAUCACACAAGAGGAGGGAGUUCUAGUCGAAGAAGUCCUUAGUGAUACUGAAACGGCUAAAGAACAAGAUGAAGAAACAUCACCCUCGAAAAUAGAAAUUGUAGAAGUCAACGAUAUCACAGACCAAGAUACAAAAUCUUACACUAUAACCGAACCUGAUGAUGUUGUAAGUGAAGACACAACACAAACAGAGCAAACAGAAACGCCCAAACAAAAGACAAAAACGAAAAAGCCAAAAACGACUAAAUUUAAUGUAAUUGAAGAGCAGCCGGAAGAACAACCCGUAACGGUUGAGUUCAUGCCAGAGGAAAUAAUGGAAGUAGAAUUGCCAACUGUAGAAGAUCAAGAUGAUGUAGAGGAACAAACUACGCAAACUACGACAAUUAAGAAACGCAAGAUUAAGAAAAAGAUCGGUGAUCAAGAGCAAACUAUUGAGGUGAUCACCACACAAAAACCAGGCCAAGAAGAGGAGGUUACAGUGGUUGUAACGGAAGACGAUAAGCCAGAAGAAAAACCGGACGAAUGGAAGGUUAAGGUGACUGACAGUAAGGUAGAAAAACCCAAAGACAAGCCCAAGAAAAAACCGACUAAGAAAAAACUCAAAAAAGACGAACUGGACGAUUAUAUACAAUUCCUCAUACACCAGGAAAUACCCAAGACAGUUUUACAAGAAUACAAACGUACCGAAAUGGAACAACCUCAAAAGGCGCGUCGUGAUUCAUCGGUGCCACAGCUUAAACCCAUUAAACUUGUACCCAUGAAAAUAGAACGUGUCGAGGUGAAGAAAUCUCGUAUGUUAGAAAUCUCUUCUGUGGCAGAAUUCCCACAAAUGCUUAAACUUAAAACCCCUAAACAAAAACCCGAACAAGUUAAACCCAAAAAGGAUAAGGUACCCUUCAAAACCAAACUCAAGAGUUGGAUUAACUUUGUACCCUAUGCACCGUAUAACUUCAAACUGACCAUAACAGAACUCGACACCAAACGGGGUCAAGGUGAGCUAUCACGUAAUAUAGAAGAAGCUUUAGUGGUGCUCAAGAAGCGUCCCAAGAAAUUCAAACCAACCGAGUUCACCAGCGAGGAGUUGGAACAACCAACGCUCUACGAGGAAGAAGAAAUACCCAAAGAAGAACCUGAAAAACUCGAAACAAAAUAUAAGCGUCCGAAAAAACCCAAAAAGGAAGAGGAACAACCCGAAGAACGUAAACUUAAACUAGGCAAGGGUAAAAUACCUCAAAUUGAAGAACAAAUAGAACAAGUUGUUCUUAAACCAUUCACCAUUGAAGAAACGCAAGAAGCUGAAAUAGCUGAAAAGCCCAAAAUUAAAGAAGAGCCCAAGAAAAAGAAGAAACCCAAAAAACGCGAAGAAGAUGAUAGCGAUAUCAAAUUCCAGCCACAAGAUAUUGAACAACCAGAAUCGGAUGAAGAAUCUGUAACAAAGGUUGUUGAAGUCAUUGAAUAUCAGCCGGAAAUUAUUGAAGAACAGACAACGGAAGAACAAGAUCAAAAGAAACCCAAAACCAAAAAGAAGAGGAAAAUCUUACAAAAAACUGAUUCCUCUGAAAACAUUAUCGAAAUUGUUGAGAUACCCAGUGAUAAACCAGACGAAGAGGAAAAACUAUACGAAAUUAUAGUGACCUCAAGUCAAGUGGAUGAAACAGAUACAGUACAGCCGGUGGUAACAAAGAAAAAGAAGAAAUUGGCCAAGCUAAAGCCUCAGGAAUUGGAAGAGUUUGUUAGUGAACUACAAGAACAACCGGUUGACGCGAUUGAAGACAAUUUCUAUGAAGUUUCUCUAACGGAAUUGCAGCCAACGCAAGAAACCGAGGAAGUAAUAGAUGAAACCAAGAAAUCAGUCAAGAAACGCAAACUUCAUCACAAAAAGGGCAAGGAAGAGCAAAUUAUAGAAAUUAUUGAAGCACCUGCCCAAGAAGGUGAAGAACCUGUCUAUGAAGUUUUGAUCACAGACCUAGAAGGCUCUGUCAUUGAAGACAAAACAGAAGAGACUCCUGAGAAAAAGAAGAAAAAACCCAAGAAAAUGAAAAAACACGAAUUGGAUGCUUAUAUUCAACAGUUGAUAGAGGCCGAAAUUCCCAAAACCGAACUUGAACAAUAUGAAAAAAUAGAGUUCGGUCAACGACCCAAAAAGGCCAAGAAAACCAAAUCACAACCCAAAAAGGAACAGCCACAAGAAGGCGAACAACUCGAAAUUGGUAUAUCAGAGUUCGAGCCAGUUGAAGAAAAACCCAAGCAAAAGAAAUCCAAACCUCGUCCUAAACCAGAACAACCACAAGAAGUUCCAAAAGAAGAACCGACCUAUGAAGACUUACAAGUCCAAGUAACGGAAAGUAUGCCUGAAGAACAGGAAAAACUUGAACAGGAAACCGAACAUAUUAAGCUUCACGAAUUAGUGAAGCCAAAAGAACUUGAUGAGGUCAAGGUAAUUGUAGAAGAGGUUACCGAACAAACAGAGACUGUAACAGAGACCACCAAAGAGGGUGAGCUUAAGGAAAAGACCAAAACAAAACGAAAAAUUAAAAAGAAGGUGGGCGAUCGGGAAUAUGAAGUUCUUGUAAUUGAAGAGCAAACUGAUAAACAGCCCGAGGUAGAAGUUACAGUUAUAACUACUGAAAUAACACCAAAACAACCUGAUGAAAUCGGUGUUGAAGAAAAGCCUCGCAAACCUAAGAAGGUUAAGAAGACUCUUAAGGAAGACGAACUCAAGGAUUAUUUGGUACGCGUUAUCAAUGAAGCUCCAGAAAAAUUGGAAACCACUCGCAUUGUGGAAGAAAUUAAACCCAAAGAAAAGCCACAACCAGAUGAAAUUGAUGGUUCCAUAUACUCGGUUAAAACAACUGUGGAAGAGGAGUCGGAAACAGAGGAAACCAAACCCGAAGUAGAAGAAGACUUAAAGGAAACUCCAAAAACUAAGAAAUCUAAACCCAUCAAACCGAAAAAGGUUAAAAUAACAGAAACAACCGAAGAAAAGGUUGAAGAUAUGCCACAAGAAAUAACCGUAGCCGAGGUGGAAGAACAACCAGCCGAAAAACCCACAGAGGAGGACUUCAAAUUUGAUAUAAGUGAAGAAAAACCAAAGGAAAAACCCAAAACAAAACGUACCAAACCCAAGAAACCAGAAGAAAGUGUCAAGGAGUAUUCAGUCGUUAUACAAGAACUUCAACCGGAAACUAUCACUCAAGAAAUAGUUGACGAAACCGGAGCAGAAGUGAAACAGACUGUGACUAAGAGAAAACUUAAGAAGAAGGAAGGUGACAAGGAAUAUCUCAUUGAGAUAGUAGAAUCCUUUGUCGAAAAUAAGCCAGAGUCUGAGUUGGAAAUUAUAACCACCGAAAUUGUACCCGAUGAUAUGCCGGAAGACUUGAAACCAGAACCGGUAACAGUUAAGAAAAUCAAAAAGAAGAAAUCAUUAAAGGAUGAUCAUGAUGCUUAUAUACAAAAGUUAAUCGAACAAGAAAUAACUAAAACCGAUUUGGAACAAUAUGAACCAACCGAUAUUGAAACCAAACCUAAGAAAAAACCAAAGACCAUUAAGAAACACCAUAAGAAAACUACUGAGAUUGUAGAUGGUGUAGCUGUUACAGUCCAUGAAUUCGAUAUUGAAGAAGUGGUACCUCAAGAAGAGGAUAUUGAAGAACAACCAUUUGAAGUUGUGGAAGAGGAAGCACCAACUGAGGAAAAAACACCUGACAGUUUCGAAAUCGGUUUGAAAGAAGAGCAAUCGAUUGAAGAAAUACCAAAGGUAACUGAACUUAAGCCCAAAAUAAAGAAGGUCAAAAAGCCAACCACUAAAGAGGUGGUUGAAGAAACUCCUGUAGUUGUAGAGGAACUCGAACAGACCACAGAAGUCAUUGAACAACCAGACGAAACUGGUGAAAUCAAAAAGAAAACCGUAACCAAACGUAAGAUAAAGACAAAAACCGGCCCAGAAGAAAAGGUAUUCGAAAUUUCUGAAACUACACACGAAGAUCAACCAAAUGCUGAAAUAACCAUACAAGAAAUAACUGUAACCCAAGAACAGCCCGAAAUCGUCGAAGAAAAACCACAACCUAAGAAACCAGUCAAGAAAUCCAAGAAAGUACCCAAAGAACAAAUACAAGAUUUUGUCAUUAAUGUCAUUGAAGAGUAUGUGACACCCACCGUGUAUGAAGAAGAAAAGCAACCUGUAGCGGUGGAAGAAUUCGAAGAAACUACCGAAACUGUAGAACAGCCCACUGAGACUGGUGAAAUCAAAAAGAAAACCGUUACUAAACGUAAGAUUAAAACAAAAUCGGGACCAGAAGAGAAAGUUUUCGAAAUUGUGGAAGUCACUCACGAAGAUCAGCCUAAUGCCGAAAUAACUGUGGUGGAAAUCACUGAAGCUGAAAAGCCAGUAGAAGAGGAAAAACCCAAAGAAAAGAAACCUCUCAAGAAAACAAAGAAGGUACCCAAAGAACAAAUACAAGAUUUUGUCAUUAAUGUCAUUGAAGAGUAUGUGACACCCACCGUUUUUGAAGAAGAAAAGCAACCUGUAGCGGUGGAAGAAUUCGAAGAAACUACCGAAACUGUAGAACAGCCCACUGAGACUGGUGAAAUCAAAAAGAAAACCGUUACUAAACGUAAGAUUAAAACAAAAUCGGGACCAGAAGAGAAAGUUUUCGAAAUUGUGGAAGUCACUCACGAUGAUCAGCCUAAUGCCGAAAUAACUGUAGUGGAACUUACUGAAGCUGAAAAGCCAGUAGAAGAGGAAAAACCAAAAGAAAAGAAACCUCUCAAGAAAACAAAGAAGGUACCAAAGGAACAGAUGCAAGAGUUCAUUGCCAACAUAAUUGAGGAUUAUGUUAAGCCCAAAGAAGAACAGCAAACAGUAACAGUUGAAGAAACCGACGAAAAGCCCACAGUGGUGGAAGAAAUUGAGAAGAUUACCGUUGUAGUGGAAGAAGAAGAUACAACGGGUCAAGUUAAACCCAAAACGGUGACAAAACGCAAGGUCAAGACAAAGACUGGCCCGGUAGAAAAGGUAUUCGAAAUAUCUGAAGUCACAGAAGAGGGCAAACCCACUAGUGAAGUUACCAUAUUUGAAGUUACCGAAAGUGAAGACACUGAAAAACCAAUAGAAGAGGAAAAACCAAAAGAAAAGAAACCUCUUAAGAAAACAAAGAAGGUACCAAAGGAACAAAUGGAAGAGUACAUUGCCAAUAUUAUUGAGGAAUAUGUUAAGCCGGAAGAACCCAAGGAAGAAGAGCACACAGUUGAAGAAACCGAAGAAAAGCCCACAGUGGUGGAAGAAAUUGAGAAGAUUACCGUUGUAGUGGAAGAAGAAGAUACUACGGGUCAAGUUAAACCCAAAACGGUGACAAAACGCAAGGUCAAGACAAAGACUGGCCCGGUAGAAAAGGUAUUCGAAAUAUCUGAAGUCACAGAAGAGGGCAAACCCACUAGUGAAGUUACCAUAUUUGAAGUUACCGAAAGUGAAGACACUGAAAAACCAGUAGAAGAGGAAAAACCAAAAGAAAAGAAACCUCUUAAGAAAACAAAGAAGGUACCAAAGGAACAGACGGAAGAGUUCAUUGCCAAUAUUAUUGAGGAAUAUGUUAAGCCAGAAGAACCCAAGGAAGAAAAGCACACAGUUGAAGAAACAGAAGAAAAUCCCACAGUGGUGGAAGAAAUUGAGAAGAUUACCGUUGUAGUAGAAGAAGAAGAUACUACGGGUCAAGUUAAACCCAAGACAGUGACAAAACGCAAGGUCAAGACAAAGACGGGCCCGGUAGAAAAGGUAUUCGAAAUAUCUGAAGUCACAGAAGAGGGCAAACCUUCUAGUGAAGUGACCAUAUUUGAAGUUACCGAAAGUGAAGACACUCCUAAGGAUGAGGAACAACCCAAAGAAAAGAAAAUUAUUAAAAAGCCCAAGAAAAUCACCAAAGACCAAUUGGAAGAUUAUUUCGUUAAUGUUAUAGAAGAAUAUGUACAACGUGAAGAGGAAGCACCUGAAGAGUUGCCCAUUUCCGUGGUCGAAAUUGACAAAAAAGAAGAAGUCAUCGAUGUGGUCGAUGAGGAGGGCAAAGUCAAAAAGCAAACAGUUACAAAACGUAAAAUAAAGAAACAAGUCGGUCCUAAGGAGGAGAUCAUAGAAAUUGUUGAAACGCAACGAGAAGAUCAGCCCGUGGCCGAGAUAACUGUAACCACAACAGAAACCGACGAAACUGAGGAGACUAAGCCCAAAGAAGAAAAGGCACCUAAACCCAAGAAAACCAAAAAGGUUAAAAAGGAUGAGUUGGAGGAUUAUAUUAUGAAAUUAAUUGAACAAGAUAUACCAAAAACCGAGUUGGAGAAAUAUGAAAAGAUCGAAAUUGAUGAGCCAAUCAAACUAAAAAAGAAACUCAAGAAAGAGGUUCUUCAAAAACCUGAAAAGCCACAACAAAAAUCCAAAGACAAACCUAAAGAACGACCCCAACAAGAGGUGCGUGUCGAAGAAAGUCAACCCGAAGAGGAAGAAACAGUUUUCCCAGUUCAUGUCGAAGAGCUGGAAAAACAAGAAGAACUGGUACAAGUGACAGACGAACAGGGUGACAUUAAAACACAAAAGGUUAUCAAACGUAAAAUCAAGAAACAAGUUGGACCCAAAGAGGAAAUAAUUGAAAUUGUCGAGACUCAAAAGGAUGACUCACCAGUAGCUGAAAUUACGGUAACCACACUAGAACCGGAAAGCACUGAGGCCAAACCUACCGAAGAGAAGGUUAAAAAACCAAAGAAAACUAAGAAAGUAACCAAAGACGAGUUGCAAGACUAUAUACAGAAACUCAUCGAGGAAGAUAUUCCUAAGACAGAGUUGGAAACUUAUGAAAAGAUUGACAUAGAAAAACCGGUGAAACUAACAAAGAAACCAACUCAUAAGGUUAAGAAAGUAGAACGGAAACCGGAGGCUGUUGAAAAACCAGAAACCAAAGAAAUUACCACUGAGGAAACCCAACCUGAAGAUGAAGAAAUACCCAAGGAAACAUAUGAAAUUUCCGAAAAGGAUGAAGAACAACCAGAAACAAAACCUGAAGAAGAAAACGAAAUUACUGUACAAGAAGACAAGCAGAAAAAGGUUAUCAAGAAACCCAAACAUAAGGUUAAGAUGGUGGAAGAACAACCACAGAAACCAGAGGAAGCUUUGCCAGAACAUGAAAUACAUGUCGAGGAAAGCGUUCCUACUACCAAACAAGAUGAAGUCUUUGAAAUUAAGGAAACUGAAGAAGAAACUAAACCAACUCCUGAACGCAAGAAGCCUAAAGAAAAGAAACACAAACCCGAAACUAAACCAUCCGAAGAGGUAGAAGAUUUCGAGGUAACAGUAAAGGAAAGCUCACCGGCUCCCCAAGAACUUGAACCAUUCAAAAUUGAAGUUCUUGAAAGCCAAACUGAGGUACAAGAAAACGUUAACGAAGAGGGUGUCGUUGAAAAACAAACUAUAACAAAACGUAAAAUUAAGCGCCAACAGGGUCCUAAAGAAGAUAUUAUCGAAAUAAUUGAAGUAAAAACUGACGAUAAACCCGAAGUUGAAGUCACCGUGGUGGAAACACAACCAGAGGAAGAUAAACCCGAUGAAAUCAAGCCAAUCAAAAAGAAAACCAAAAAGGUUAAAAAGGACGAUUUGCACGAUUACAUACAAAAACUUAUCGAAGAAGAUAUACCCAAAACAGAGCUAGAAAAAUACGAAAAAAUUGAGUUUGAAACAAAACCCAAAGACAAAGUUAGCGAUAAGCCAUAUCCAGUGGAACAGAAGGAAGAACAACCUAAAGCCACCGAAGAAGAAAAACCUAAGAAAAAACCAAAAUCUAAGAAACCAAAAGAAGAUGAAGAAGACCACACAGUGGCUAAAAUAUCUGUAGUAGAGGAGGAAGUUCCUAAGGAAGAACCUCAGCCGUUGGUAGAGAUUUUGGAAACUGAACCCGUUGAAGUGAAAGUCGAAGAGGUGCCCGAUGAACAGGGUAAACCCAAACAGAAAACCACUAAAAAACGAGCCUUCACCAAGAAAAUCGACAACGAAGAAGAUGCCACCAUACAUGUGGUCACCAUACAAGACGAAGAUAGUCCUGAGGUAACAAUUAUAAUCGAUGAACAACCCAUCGAACAGCCAGUUACCAGCGAUGAAACAGAAAAAUCUACUCAAGAAAAACCUAUAGUUAAGAAACCUAAGAAAAUCGUUAAAAAGGUACAAAAAGACCAACUGGACGACUAUAUACAAAAACUUAUUGACGAAGAAAUACCCAAGACUACACUCGAACAAUACGAAAAAGUUGAAAUGCCAGACAAAACAGACACCAAACCCACUAAACCCACUGAACAGACCGAACAGCCAAAGAAGGAUAAAAAGAAAACACCGAAACCUUCCAAAGUAACAGCCGUCGAAGAAAAGGCUGACCAAACAGAAACCCCCGACACAAUACACGAAAUCAAAACCACAGAAACACACACUGAACCACAAGAAGAAAUUGAAGAGAUAACACAACCAGAACAUAAGCCUGAGGACACUGAACAAAUUACACCCGAUUCUCACAAGGUCACAACAACAGAGGAAACAAAAGAUACAAAAACAACAACUAAACACAAAACUAAACCUAAAAAACAAACAAGUGAAGAACCCUUAGUCCAUAAGGAUUAUGAAAUUAACGUCAUUGAGGAGGAGCCCGAGGAGAAGGAAGAUGAAGAGGAGAAACCCGAAAUCGAAACCAUCGAAGAACGCCCCGAAGAAGCAGAAGAAUCUCAUCCUAUUGAGGUUGUCGAAGAGGAGGAACAAGUACCCGAAACUACCGAAGAUACAGUCGAAGAUGCCACCAAACCCAAGAAGACUAAGAAGAAGGUAGUCAAGAAGAAGACUGAUGACCAUGAUGCCAUUAUACAAAAGUUAUUAGAGCAAGAGAUUGAAAAGACCGAACUCGAGAAAUACGAAAAGGUUGAGUUCGACAAACCCAAGAAGGCCAAGCCGGAAAUGUCGAAAUUGGAGCCCAUUAAGAUCGAGCGCAGAGAACAGAAACCCAAGAAGGUGGUUAUUGUUGAUGCUGCCGAAGUACCUCAAAUGGUUAAAUUGAAACCCUCGAAACGCAAGGAGAAACCAACCGAGGAACAAGUCGUUCAAUUGCCUAAAUUCAAACUUAAGAGUCGCAUGGUUAUGGUUGAAUAUCCUCCAGAGCCUCUUAAGGCUAUCAUCACAGAAAUCGGUGCCCAAAGAUCCGCAGGCGAUUUGUCUAGAAAUAUUGAAGAAGCUGAGGAAUUGCUUAAAUUCAAGCCCUAUAAGCCUAAGAAGAUCAAGAAGAUUAAGGACGAUUUGGAAAAGGUAGAGCUGGAGAAAUACGAAAAGUAUGUAAGCAGCGAAGAGGAACCAGAGGAUAAGGCUCCCUACAAGAAACCCGAAAAACCCAGCAAGCCUGAAGAGAAACAAGAAGAAGUGCAAAUCAAGCUGGGCAAGGGUAAGAAGAAGCCAAAGGAAGAAGAACAGCCCGAAGCGGUCACACUUAAGAAAAUACCACAGAAGCCUCAACAAGCCGAAGAGGUUAGCGAAGAUAAGACAGUCAAGAAACAUGCAGUAAUUGUCAAGGAAGAGGAAGCUAAACCCGAAGAACCCAAAUACGAAAUGAAACCAUUGGAGCCACUUGACUUUGAGGAUAUUGAAUAUCCCAAAGAAGAACUAGAACCUUUAGAGUUCCCCGAAGAGCCCAAGAAGGACAAGAAGGAACCCAAACAGAAACAUAAACCUAAACCAAAAGCCAAACCGGAACAGGAAAUGAAUGUCACUCAAAUCGUGCCAGGUGAACCUAAGCCCCAGGAAGAACAACCAGAGGAGGAAGUCAAAUUCCGUAUACCAGAAAGUACAAAGGAGGAAGAACCCAAGACUGAACGUAAAUUGAAACCAGUUAAAAAGGUUAAGGAAGAAGCUCCCGCAGAAGAUACCGUCAAAUUGGUGCAAGAAGAACAGCCCAAAGAGAAAUCUCCCUCACCCGCACCACAAGCGGAAGUCAAGGAAAUUAAGAAACCUAAGGCCAAAAAGGAAAAACCAGUUGAAAAGGCUAAAUCCGAAGAAAAACCAGAUGAACAAUUUGAGAUCUCCGUUCAGGAAGAGCAAGUUGAGCAAGAAACUCCUGUCGAAGAAACUGUUGAUAAGGUCAAGAUCAAAAAGAAGGUUCCUAAGAAAGAACAACCCAUCGAGGAAGUUCAAGUUAAGGAAGAAGUUGUUGAACAACCAGAACAAGAAGAAAUUCCUGUGGAAUAUAAGAUAACCACUACCGUCAUAGAACCAGAAGAACUUCCAGAAGAUUAUAAGGUACGUGUUGUCGAUACAGACGCCAAGGAGGUAACAGUCGAAGAGGUUAUUGAAGAAAAGGUUGUGACUAGAAAGAAGAAGCCUAAAGCAACUAUGCCUGAAGAGUAUGAAUUCACCGUUCAAGAACCCAAACAGCCAGAACCCAGCAAGGUCGAGAAAACUAGUGAAGAAGUAACAGUUGAGUUGCAAAAACCAAAAGAACCUGUUCCCGAAGAAGUUAAGGUCGAAGAGACCAUUACCAAACCAAUCGAAGAAGAAAUAGUUGAAGAAGUCACCACCAAGAAAAAGAAACCAAAGAAGAAACCAGAAGAAGAAGUUGCCACAGUUAAAGUCAAGGAAGAAAAACCUGUAGAGGAAGAAAUAAAGGAAGUACCUACAGAAGAAAAGGUUGAAGAAACUGUUCCCGAAGUUGAAAAGCCUAAAGACUAUCAAUUCACAGUAAAAGAAACCGAGGCUGUUCAACAAGUUGUUGAGGAGGUUAAGGAAGUGGUUGAAGAGAAGCCCAAACCUAAGCCAAAACCAGAGAAACCAGCUGAAGUCUUCCCAAGUUAUGAAAUCAAGACUGUAGAAUCAGAAGCUGAAAAGCCCAUAACUGUCGAAGAGGAACAACCUGAAGAAGUCAAAUUCGCCAUUAAACCCAAAAAGGUUAAAGAAGUUCCUGAAGAAUUUGAGGCUUCUGUAGCUUUGACUGAACCAAAACAAGUCGAAGAAACCGAAGUGGAAACUGUGGUCAAGACCAAGAAAACCAAGAAACCUAAGAAACCAGAAGAAGAGGUGGCUCAGCUAGAAGUUCAAGUUGUAGAAACCAAAGAACAGGAAGUUGAAGAGAAGGUCGUCAUUGAAGAACCUAAAGUUGAGGAAAUCGUGCCUGAAAAGCCCAAGGAAAGAAAACCUGAAGAAUACAAAAUUAAGGUAUCCGAAGAGGAACAUAUUCCUGAAGAAGAGGUUCCUGAAGCUCAGUUUACAGUUAAACCUAAGGUUGUACAAGAAAAGCCAACUGAAGAACCCGAAGCUGAAUUCGUGUUAAAGGAAACUAAACCUGUUGAACAGGUUACAGAAGAAGCUCAAAUCAAAACUAAAAAGAUCAAGAAGAAGCCCAAGGAAGAGGCCGCCGAUGAAUUGAAGAUUAAGAUUGUAGAAGAAGUUCCAGUCGAAAAACCAAUCGAAAUCGUAGAAGAAAUAGAGGAAGUCGAAUUCGUGCCAAAGGAAGAGGCUCCCAAAGAAAUUCCCAAGGAUUAUGAAUUCAAACUUAAAGAAUUCGAAAUUCCAAAGGAAGAAGUGGUAGUAGAAGAAGUUAAAGAAGAGCCUAAGCCAGUGGAAAAACCAAAACCCAAAGAAGAACCGGUGCAAGAGGUUAAGGUUGUUACAACUGUACCUACAGAAGAAGUUAUUGAAGAAGAAGUCAAAACUGUGAAGAAGAAACCCAAGAAAACUAAGGAAGAACCAGAAGAAAAGAAGGUGACUGUGGUCGAAGAAAUCGUGGAGAAACCCAAACCAGUUGAAGUUGAAGAGAAACCUGAAGAGGAAAAACCACAGGAAAUCGUUGAAGAAGAGAAAUACCCUGAACAUCAAGUUAAAGUUAUUGAUGAAACUCCUCGUUAUGUAACCGAAGAAGUAGAGGAACAAGAAGUACAAAUACAACGUAAAAAGAAACCUACACCUAAAGUCACCGAAGAACCAGAAGAAGAAAUUGUUUUGAAACCCAAAAAACCAGUUGAAGAUGUUGAAGAAACUAAGAUAAUCAAAAAGAAACCCAAACAAAAGGUUCCCGAAGAAGACCAGGCUGAACUUAAGGUAACUAUUACCGAAGAAAUUCCUCAAGAAACUGAAUUGGUGCAAGAGAUCGAGGUGAUUGAAGAAAUUGAAGAGCAACCUAAGCCACAAGAAAUCCCAGAAGAACAACCCAAAUCAUAUGAAUUUUCUGUUAAAGAUAUCGAACCAGAAAAGGUGGUUGAAGAAGUGGAAGAAGUACCUGAAGAGCAACUUAAGCUCAAAAAGAAACCAAAGAUCGUUCAGCCAGAAGUAACAGAAGAACCUGAGGUGGAAAUUUCCUUAAAACCCAAACCAGAAAAACAAGAAGCUCCCGAAGAGACAGCAAUUGUUAAGAAAAAAUCUAAGCCUAAAGCUAAGGAAGAACCAGAAGCUGAGCUGAAGAUUCAAGUCAGAGAGGAAGUUUCGCCGGAGCCAGAAGUUCAAGUGAUCGAAGAAAUCGAGGAAGUGGUUGAAGCUCCCAAAGAAGAGCCACAAGAAGAAAUACAAGAAGUAGUCUUCAAACCUAAGAAACCCAAGAAGAAGGAAGAAGAAGUUAUUGAGGAAGAUGUGACCAUUAAGAAGCCGUCUGUUAUAAAGGAAGAGGAGGAACAAGUCGUUGAUGUCACAUUGAAACCCAAAAAGGCUCCUAAGGUAGAAGAACAAGAUGUGGAAGUUGAUUUCAAAUUACCCAAAGAAAAGCAAAUAACACAAGAAACCUCGGAAGAAACGGUACAAUUAAAGAAAAAGAAGAAACCCGUUAAGCCAACCGAAGAAGCGGCCGAUGAGCUGGUUAUUAAACAAGAAGAAGUUAUUGAAAGACCAGUAGAAAUCGAAGAAGAAGAAAUUAUCGAGGAGGCAGUAGUGAUGCGCAGAAAACCCAAGAAACCUAUUGAACCUCAAAUCGAAGAACACGAGGAACAAGAGUUUAGUUUAUCCUUCAAGAAACCACGCAAAAUCGAUGAGGGUGUGGCCGAAGAAGCCACUGUUCUCAAAAAGAGACCCAAGAAACCUCUGACCUCCGAUGAAGCCGCCGCUGAAUUACACAUCAAACGCGAAGAGGAAUACGAACCUGAAGAUGAGGAGGAAGUCGAAGAAUUUGUAGUAGCUCAAAGACCUAAGCCUAAACCUAAACCAUUGCAAGUAACUGAAGAAGACGAACAAGAAUAUACCGUCAAAAAGUUGAAGCGCCGUAAGAAGGGUGUGGAAAUUCCAGAAUUUACCGAAGUGGAGAAUGUAACAUUCCGUCCCAAAUUGACUAAGACUAAGGAAGAUGUUGAUCAAGAAUUUAGCAUCGCCUUGGAUUCCUAUGCCGAAGAAGAAGUUUCCAUGUCCGGCAAGGUAAAGGUUAAGAAACCAAUUAAGAAAACUUAUUCCGAAGCUGGUGAUGAACAUCAUAUUAAGAUUAUGCAAGAUUAUGAUGAUGGUGAAGGUCCCAUAAUUGAGGAGAUACGUGAUGACAGCAGUAUCGAAGAUACCAUGUACGAUGUCGAAGAGCCCGAAGAAUAUCUAGUUGAAGAACUACCACCCGAUGAUGUAGAUUUUACCCUCAAACCCAGACAGAAACCUAAGCCAAGAUAUUCCAUUCAAGAUGAGGAGGAAGAGGAACAAUUCCUUAUUGGCAUUAGACGUCCUAAGAGUGAUUCCGUUACUUACGAUGAGGACUCACUUACGUUCAAGAAGAAACGUAAGGUCAUUCAACAAGUCUUUAACGAAGAUGGCGCCUCUUUGAAUAUUACACGUGAAAUGGAUAUUGAAGAAGCUGAUGAGGAGAAUGUUAUGUAUUCGAUUUGCAAUUAUGUAGCAGACUCUGAUGAAGCUAUGAAUCUAGUGGAAGGUGAAAAAGUGCGUGUUGUUGGACGUCAUAGUUCCGAAUGGUGGUUUGUUAAGAAGACCAUUACGGAAGAAGAAGGCUGGGUACCAGCACAAUAUCUCAUGGAAGCUGCUGAAUACACACAAUAUGUACAAAAGAAAUUACACGAAAAGAUUGAUAAACUUCCUGUAUUUGAACGUCCUGGACCACAUGAAAAACCCAUGGCACCUAGAUUUAUUGAAAAAUUGCAACCCAUUCACACACCCGAUGGUUAUACUGUACAAUUUGAAUGCAAAGUUGAGGGUAUGCCUAGACCACAAAUCGCCUGGUUCCGUGAAACUGCUAUUAUUAAGCCUUCUCAAGACUUCCAAAUGUAUUAUGAUGAUGACAAUGUUGCAACAUUGAUUAUACGUGAAGUAUUCCCAGAAGAUGCUGGACGUUUCACUUGUGUGGCUAAGAAUGCCGCCGGUUUUACUUCUACCACUACUGAAUUGGUGGUGGAGACUCCAUUGUCCGAUCACGGUUCCGAUGGUACAGCCAUGUCUCGCAAGAGCAUGUCUCGUGAAUCAUCAUUAGCCGAUAUAUUGGAGGGUAUUCCACCUACCUUCUCACGCAAACCUAAAGCACAAUAUGUAGAUGAAGAUACCAAUGUAAUAUUGGAAUGUCGUCUAGUGGCCGUGCCUGAACCCGAUAUUGUCUGGACUUUCGAAGGUGAAGAGAUCGAUACAACCACCAUGAAGAAUGUACGUGUUGUUACCGAAUCCGAUAUGCACAUGUACUGCAGUGUGGUACACAUUAAGAAGGUCAAGAAGUCACAGGAAGGUACCUAUGAGGUGAUUGCCACCAAUCGUGAAGGUGAAUCUAGAUUGCCUAUAGUCUUGAAGGUGCGCACAAGUGAAAAGGAACCUCCUCAAGUAUUGGAACCUUUGCGCAACAUGAUCAUACGCGAAGGUGAAAGUGCGGUAUUGACCACACAAAUUGUGGGUAACCCCGCGCCCAAGAUUACCUGGUAUAAGGAUGGCAAACCCGUUAAAGGCAAUACUAAGACUGAAAAGGAUAUUCAUACGUUGACUUUGAUUUCACCCAAACGCGAUCAAAAGGGCGAGUACACGGUCAAGGCUGAAAAUCCUUUGGGUAGCGUAGAAACUUCGGCUAAUUUGACUAUAGAAGAACCACCCAGUGGCAAUGCUGAACCUCCUCUAUUUGUCGAACGCUUUGAGGAACAAAAUGUUCCCCAGAAGGGCGUUAUCCGCCUACCAGCUAAGGUUACUGGUAAUCCAGUGCCCGAAGUUGAAUGGCUAUUCAACAACAAUCCUCUAUAUCCCAAUGAACGUAUUCAGCAAAUCUACGAUGGUGAAAAUAUCGAACUCAUUAUCAAGGAGGCAAAUCCUGAUACCGAUUCCGGUGAUUACAAGUGCAUUGCUAGCAACCCCUUGGGUAAGACUUCGCAUGGUGCCCGUGUUAUUGUAGAAGUCGAUGAAGUUGUCUUCACUAAGAAACUUAAGGCUAAGAUAUCCAUCGAAGAGGUACAAUCUUUGACCUUGGAAUGUGAGACCUCUCACGUGGUUUCCACCAAAUGGUUCUUUAAUGGCAAAGAACUUAGCGGUAUGGAUCAUCGUGUAGUUGUUGAAGAGGGCAAGACCCAUAAGUUGGUUAUAAAGAAUACCAAUUUGAGAGAUAGUGGUAAUUACACUUGCAAGGUUAAGGACCAAGAAACCAAGUCAACCGUGGAAGUUUUGCCACGCAAACCUGAGUUCAUUAAACCUUUGGAAGACUAUGAGGUAACCGAAAAGGAUACUGCCAUUUUGGAUGUGGAAGUAUCCACCGAUGUUUCGGAAAUGCAAUGGUUCAAGGAUGGCGAGAAGAUUACACCCGAAAAGAAGAACGUAGAUUUCAUUAAGGAUGGCAAGGUGCAUAGAUUGCUUAUACGCAAUUGCACUAUCCAUGAUGAGGGUGAAUACUCUUGCAAAUUCGCCGAUCAAGUGUGCAAGUGUGAACUCACAGUUAUUGAAUUGCCACCAGAAAUAAUCAAACCUUUGGAGGAUGUUACUGUAACCGAAGGUGAAACAGCUACCUUCACUGUGGAACUCGACAAGGGUGACGCUUUGAUUAAAUGGUAUAAGAAUGGCAAGGAGAUAACAUACGAUGAACGUGUACAACUAACUAUCGAUGGCAAACGCCAAUCGAUUACCAUUAAAAAGGCUAAACCUUCAGAUGCCACCGAAUAUUCCCUUAAAGUGGGCGAACAAACAUCUAAGGCUAAGCUGGUGGUGGAGAAACCUUUAGUUGAGUUUAUCGUACCAUUACCCGAUGUCACUUUGGCUACCAAGAAUACCGAUGCUGAAUUUACUGUCAAACUAUCACCACCCGAUGUGGAGGUGACCUGGUUCAAGAAGGGAAAACCCAUUAAACCCAACAAGAAACACGAAGUCUUCGUGGAGGGUACCGUUAGACGUCUGGUUAUUCACGAUGCCGAAGAUGAUGAUGCUGGCGAAAUUAGUUGCACUGCCGCCAAUGUUACCACCAGUACAAACUUAUGCGUAGAAGAGGUUAAGACCGCUCCCAUUAUAAUAUCCGAUAAGGAUCAGACCAUCAAGGUUAAGGAGAACGAAGAUGUAACAAUGACCAUUAAAUAUUCAGGUGUACCACAGCCAGAUGCAGAAUGGAAAACAUCUAAGAAGGUUAUUGUUAAAUCGAACCGGGUAACACCCACCAUCGAUGAGCAAUCGGCUUCGUUGACCAUACGCAAGGUGGUGGAAGAAGAUGAAGAUGAAUAUACCAUUAAAUUACGCAAUCCAGUGGGUGAAGCUGAGGCCAGUUUGCAUUUGGUUAUCAUGCGUAAACCCUCAGCUCCGGGAGCUCCUCAGCCUUUGGAGGUUAUGCACGAUUCGAUUACACUGUUCUGGAAGGCUCCAGAGGACGAUGGUAAAUCCGAUAUAUUGGAAUAUAUUUUGGAAUACAAAGAUGUUAAGACUGAAAAAUGGUCCGAAAUUCGCAAGAUUAAAGAUACAACUUAUACUUUAAGCAAACUAGUUAUUGAUACGGAAUAUGUCUUCCGUUCGAUAGCCGUCAAUGAAGUUGGUCCCUCACCACCUUCUCCCUUGUCGCCACCCAUACGACUGGUCGCUGAGGUAAAGAAGGAAAAACCAACGGUACAAGAACCUUUGCAAGACAUUACUACCGAACACGACAAGGAAAUAACAUUGUCCUGCGUCUUCGGCGGUUUACCAGAGCCUAAAGUAAUUUGGAAGAAGAAUGGCAAGGUUAUACAGACCAAGACUAUGCGCUACGAGAAUCGUGUGGCCAAAUAUACAAUUGAAAAGACCACUGUCGAUGACGAAGCCGAAUACACUUGUGUGGCUGAGAACGAAGUGGGCAGUGUAGAGACCACAUGUCGCGUGACACUACAAGAGAAGCCCAUCAUUGAACUAGAGGAGAAGUAUUUGUCCCUAAAACUACGCACUGGCUCCGAUAUGACCAUUCCAGCUUUAGUUAAGGCUUAUCCACAGCCCAAGAUUACAUUGUACAAGGAAACAACCGAGAUUAAGACUACCAAACGUCAAACGAUUGAAAUCAAUAAGAUCACUACCACCGAAACCAAGACUAUCAUUAAGAUACAAAAAUUAACACGCGAAGACUCGGGUCGCUAUAAAUUGGUCGCUGAGAAUUCAGCCGGCUCUAGUAGUGUAGAAUGUAAUAUUAAGGUUAUCGAUAAGCCCAGCCGUCCUCAGUCUUUGGAAAUUAAGGAUGUUAAAAAGGAUUCCAUUAAACUUGAAUGGACACCACCCAUUGAUGAUGGUGGCUUAGAGAUCAAUAAGUAUAUAUUGGAGAAAUGUGAACUACAGAAUAAUGUCUGGAUGAAGGUGGCCGAUGUCGAUAGGGAUAUAAACUCGUAUUGCCUACAAAAACUUGCCAUGAACUCACAAUACAUGUUCAGAGUGGUGGCCAUGAAUCCCAUAGGUGAAUCAGAGCCUACAGAAAGUGAACCGGUGGCAAUAACAAAGAAAUUCGACAAACCCUCACCGCCCCGAGCACCCAUUGAUGUUUCCGGCAUGAAUGAUACAUCAUUCACGCUGUCAUGGCAAGAGCCCGAAUCGGAUGGUGGCACUAAGAUUAUUGAAUAUAUUGUUGAGAUUAAAGAAUUCCAUGAAACCGACUAUAGACUACUGGGCAGUACAAAUGGCAAUGUACCCAAUAUAUUGGUUACAAAUGUUAUCAAAAAUAAGGCCUAUACCUUUAGAAUAUAUGCCAAGAAUGAAGUUGGCACCAGUGAAGCUCUAGAGACUGAAGAUAAGAUAGUCGUCAGCCGUAGAAUAACUCCUCCCUCACCUCCUCAAAAUCUCAGAUGUCCGGAUAUUACAGGCAGAAGUGUUACUCUCGAUUGGGAAAUACCUGCUCACAAUGGUGGUUCAGAAAUUACAGGCUAUUGCAUUGAGAAACGUUCAUCAACAUCGACAACAUGGACAAAGGUCAUAACCUUAGAUGCACAUUGCCUACAAUACACUGUGGAUAAUUUGAAAGAAAAGUCUGAAUAUUGGUUUAGAGUGUCGGCGGAAAAUGAAGCUGGUCUUGGUGCACCAGCCGUAACCGAAAGUAUUGCCUUGAAAACACAUGCAACGGUUCCCUCACCGCCCACAGCACCCUUGGAAACAAGAGUUAUUGCCGCCAAUGCUCAUGUAUUCGAAUGGGGUAUACCCGAGUCAGAUGGUGGUGCGCCUCUGCUCGGCUAUCACAUUGCUAUACGUGACAUGAAGAAGAGCAUGUGGAUUGAGGUGGGUCGUGUACCAGCCGGUGUACAGAAAUUCCAAAUUAGAGACUUACAGGAGAAUCAUGAGUAUAUGAUUCGUAUCUUUGCCAAAAAUGAAAUUGGUCUAAGUGAACCGUUGGAAUCGGAGGAACCAUACAAGGCAGUAACAUUAGGUCUCGCUAGUCUACCAGACGAACCUCGUACUGAAAUGAGUUCUUGUAAUACAUCAUCUUGGUUGCGUGACCAUCAUAUGGAUGCGGAUAUACAUUCAUAUGCUCGCGGUAAAUUAUUGCGACGCGAUGAAUACUUCUUCCGCAUUUGGGCUAAAAUGCCAAAAAAGAAAAAGAAUUCAAAAUAAAAUAAUUCUUAAACAGAAAACCAAUAAACUAACUCAUUAAUGACCAAAUAAAUAAAUUAAAAAAAAUUGUAAAUUUAUAAAAACUACAACAAAACAACAACAAAAACGUUAAAAAAAACAAACGACGAAACUACUACUUACUUAACUACUUACUUAACUACUUACCUAACUACUAAUUCAUAAGUUCAGUUUAAUAGUCUAGAAAUUUUUCUACUUUAAAAACACAACAACAACAAAAAACUCAUCUAAUUU
This is a messenger RNA of Lucilia cuprina (Australian sheep blowfly), 57848 nucleotides long. RefSeq names its product titin. The transcript is spliced from 32 exons. NCBI's taxonomy places the organism in Eukaryota, Metazoa, Arthropoda, Insecta, Diptera, Calliphoridae. Bases 420 to 57596 code for a protein of 19058 amino acids. Gene Ontology annotation, molecular function: protein binding. The record is from RefSeq and is a predicted model, not a curated record.